Molecule: messenger RNA, 67219 nt
Organism: Pelobates cultripes (western spadefoot toad)
Lineage: Eukaryota; Metazoa; Chordata; Amphibia; Anura; Pelobatidae
Source: the annotation of a GenBank genome assembly
CUCAGUUCUCGGGCCUGCAAGUUUGAGCAGCUGCUGUGUGUUUAUCCUGAGAAUCCCCAUUACUGUGAGAUCGUGCAGAGGUAGUGGAUACAGUGCUGGGAGACACAGGGAGGAGCUGCCAGUCAGGUGACUAUUGUUAUAUGAUGAGCUUCCUAUACAGUUACACAAAGGAAAUGUUCAAAUAUAAUGUUCUAUGUAUCUAAUGUGAGAUCAAUGGGAACUACCUGUAAUGUAUGUGGGAAAUAUAUAUACAUAUAUAAUGUAUGGGGUAAACAUACACCCCCUGUAUAUACUGUGUAUAUAAUGUAUGGGGUAAAUAUACACCCCCUGUAUAUACUGUGUAUAUAAUGUAUGGGGUAAAUAUACACCCCCUGUAUAUACUGUGUAUAUAAUGUAUGGGGUAAAUAUACACCCCCUGUAUAUACUGUGUAUAUAAUGUAUGGGGUAAAUAUACACCCCCUGUAUAUACCGUGUAUAUAAUGUAUGGGGUAAAUAUACACCCCCUGUAUAUACUGUGUAUAUAAUGUAUGGGGGGUAAAUAUACACCCUCUGUAUAUACUGUGUAUAUAAUGUAUGGGGUAAAUAUACACCCCCUGUAUAUACUGUGUAUAUAAUGUAUGGGGUAAAUAUACACCCCCUGUAUAUACUGUGUAUAUAAUGUAUGGGGUAAAUAUACACCCCCUGUAUAUACCGUGUGUAUAAUGUAUGGGGUAAAUAUACACCCCCUGUAUAUACUGUGUAUAUAAUGUAUGGGGUAAAUAUACACCCCCUGUAUAUACUGUGUAUAUAAUGUAUGGGUUAAAUAUACACCCCCUGUAUAUACUGUGUAUAUAAUGUAUGGGGUAAAUAUACACCCCCUGUAUAUACUGUGUAUAUAAUGUAUGGGGUAGUGGAUACAGUGCUGGGAAACACAGGGAGGAGCUGGCAGUCAGGUGACUAUUGUUAUAUGAUGAGCUUCCUAUACAGUUACAUAAAGGAAAUGUUCAAAUAUAAUGUUCUAUGUAUCUAAUGUGAGAUCAAUGGGAACUGCCUGUAAUGUAUGUGGGAAAUAUAUAUAUAUAAUGUAUGGGGUAAAUAUACACCCCCUGUAUAUACUGUGUAUAUAAUGUAUGGGGCAAAUAUACACCCCCUGUAUAUACUGUGUAUAUAAUGUAUGGGGCAAAUAUACACCCCCUGUAUAUACUGUGUAUAUAAUGUAUGGGGUAAAUAUACACCCCCUGUAUAUACUGUGUAUAUAAUGUAUGGGGUAAAUAUACACCCCUGUAUAUACUGUGUAUAUAAUGUAUGGGGUAAAUAUACACCCCCUGUAUAUACUGUGUAUAUAAUGUAUGGGGUAAAUAUACACUCCCUGUAUAUACUGUAUAUAUAAUGUAUGGGGUAAAUAUACACCCCCUCUAUAUACUAUGUAUAUAAUGUAUGGGGGUAAAUAUACACCCCCUGUAUAUACUGUGUAUAUAAUGUAUGGGGUAAAUAUACACCCCCUGUAUAUACUGUAUAUAUAAUGUAUGGGGUAAAUAUACACCCCCUGUAUAUACUGUAUAUAUAAUGUAUGGGGUAAAUAUACACCCCCUGUAUAUACAGUAUAUAUAAUGUAUGGGGUAAAUAUACACCCCCUGUAUAUACCGUGUAUAUAAUGUAUGGGGUAAAUAUAUACCCCCUGUAUAUACCGUGUAUAUAAUGUAUGGGGUAAAUAUACACCCCCCUGUAUAUACCGUGUAUAUAAUGUAUGGGGUAAAUAUACACCCCCUGUAUAUACCGUGUAUAUAAUGUAUGGGGUAAAUAUACACCCCCUGUAUAUACUGUGUAUAUAAUGUAUGGGGUAAAUAUACACCCCCUGUAUAUACUGUGUAUAUAAUGUAUGGGGUAAAUAUACACCCUGUAUAUACUGUGUAUAUAAUGUAUGGGGUAAAUAUACACCCCCUGUAUAUACUGUGUAUAUAAUGUAUGGGGUAAAUAUACACCCCCUGUAUAUACUGUGUAUAUAAUGUAUGGGGGUAAAUAUACACCCUCUGUAUAUACUGUGUAUAUAAUGUAUGGGGGUAAAUAUACACCCCCCUGUAUAUACUGUGUAUAUAAUGUAUGGGGGUAAAUAUACACCCCCUGUAUAUACUGUGUAUAUAAUGUAUGGGGUAAAUAUACACCCCCUGUAUAUACUGUGUAUAUAAUGUAUGGGGUAAAUAUACACCCCCUGUAUAUACUGUGUAUAUAAUGUAUGGGGGGAAAUAUACACCCCCUGUAUAUACUGUGUAUAUAAUGUAUGGGGGGAAAUAUACACCCCCUGUAUAUACUGUGUAUAUAAUGUAUGGGGGGUAAAUAUACACCCCCAAAAGGAAAUGUUCAAAUAUAAUGUUCUAUGUAUCUAAUGUGAGAUCAAUGGGAACUACCUGUAAUGUAUGUGGGAAAUAUAUAUAUAAUGUAUGGGGUAAAUAUACACCCCCUGUAUAUACUGUGUAUAUAAUGUAUGUGGGUAAAUAUACACCCCCUGUAUAUACUGUGUAUAUAAUGUAUGGGGUCAAUAUACACCCCCUGUAUAUACUGUGUAUAUAAUGUAUGGGGUAAAUAUACACCCCCUGUAUAUACUGUGUAUAUAAUGUAUGUGGGUAAAUAUACACCCCCUGUAUAUACUGUGUAUAUAAUGUUUGGGGGUAAAUAUACACCCCCUGUAUAUACUGUGUAUAUAAUGUAUGGGGUAAAUAUACACCCCCUGUAUAUACUGUGUAUAUAAUGUAUGGGGUAAAUAUACAUGUAUAUACUGUGUAUAUAAUGUUUGGGGUAAAUAUACACCCAUGUAUAUAUAAUGUAUGGGGUAAAUAUACACCCUGUAUAUACUGUGUAUAUGGGGUAAAUAUACACCCCCUAUACUGUGGGUAAUGUAUGGGGUAAAUAUACACCCCCUGUAUAUACUGUGUAUAUAAUGUAUGGGGGUAAAUAUACACCCCCUGUAUAUACUGUAUAUAUAAUGUAUGGGGGUAAAUAUACACCCCCUGUGUAUAUAAUGUAUGGGGGGUAAAUAUACAGCCCCUGUAUGUACUGUGUAUAUAAUGUAUGGGGUAAAUAUACACCCCCUGUAUAUACUGUGUAUAUAAUGUAUGGGGCUAAUAUACACCCACUGUAUAUACUGUGUAUAUAAUGUUUGGGGUAAAUAUACACCCCCUGUAUACUUGGCUUGCAAUGAGGUUCCAGAGGUAAAGGAAGUUUUUGUGUUUUUGCCAAUGAUAUACGUCAGGUUGCUUCCACACUGUCAUUCUCUGAAGUUCUGCCUGUGCAUAACACUCAGAACGACAAGCGGAUGCGUAUUAGGGACUUUAACUUGUGGCUUGAAUGGUGUCGGGAGCAAGGAUUUGGCUUCAUUUCUUAUGUUAGCUCUCUUUGGAGUGGAAAUAAACUGUACGAAAAAGAUGGUUUGCAUCUUUCUCAAAAGGUAACAAAUGUUCUCAGUGAGCAGUUCAGAGGUUUUGCUAGGAUGUAUUUAAACUAGGAGGGGGGGGCAAAAGGGUAUAAAACAUCAAUCCAAUUUCCCCCAAAACAAGGACAGAAGGUGCCUGUAGCAAGUGUGUUUAAAAAAUGAUUAGCUUAGAGUCAUGUCUACAAAUGCUCGCAGUUUAGGGAAUAAGAUCCAUGAACUUGUGGCAAUAAUGGCAAUUGAUAAUGUAGAUUUAGUCUCUGUUUCUGAGACAUGGUAUAAUGAGAAAAAUUACGGGGACAUAGCAAUACCAGGGUACUCUUUUUUUAUAUAGAAAAGACAGGGAAGGCAAGAAAGGGGGAGGUGUUGCCCUAUAUGUGAAGGAUAGCAUAAAAUCUUGCCUAAUAAGUUAGUGAGGCGAACAUACAGUCUGAUUGGGUUACAUUAGAAUUUGGUAAUCGCACAGUAACUCACGUAGGUGUGAUUUAUAGGCCCUCAAGACACAUAGAAGAGUUAGAUAAUCUAUGUGAAGAAAUCCCUCAUUAUGUUCAGUAUUUCUCCCCUGUUCAUUCGGUAGAUGUAACUACCGAACAGAGACCACCCUCUCCUCCUCCCCCCCCGGCUCGUUAAACUUCAAAGCAUGCCUCAAUUGAACCCUCUACCUGUGCAGCCGUCGUUCGUAUUACCAAACGCCACGUGGCUGAGAAAACGGCGGCCAUCUUUUUUUAUGCGAACAAAGGCAACGGGACUUGGUCAUCGAAUGUCUGGAACUAAAAUCGGACACUCGACUUCACGAACACCGGUCUCAACAUACGGACGCUGGAUCUUUAUUUCCCGAACAGCUAGAAGAGCGCUGUUCGGUACUUUUGUGAAUGAGGAACAAUCACUGCUAAGAGCCAGGGGAAACCGUGGGAUUAUUAGUUUUUUUUUCUACUUAACGAAAUAGACUGGCAAAACUACCCAAACUCGUGGAACUGUUUCGGGCAGCAAAAUCGCGGUUAGCCGGUCACAAAAGACUUCCAUACUUUUUGAGAACCACAGAACCGAUCUGGGUGAAAUUUGAAUAUGUUGGUCACCCAGAUCGGGGCUAUCAGGGGACAUAUUGUUUGUGGGGAUACCAAAUGCCUAAAGUGGUGUUCUGAGUAUUGGGGAAAACUGUAAUUUUUUUGCGUGGAGUUAAUCAAGUUAUUACUUUAUCAGACUUGAUUAUCUCCAGGACUAGGGGAGGGAAUUGUAUGUUUGUGCUGGGAGUGUUUUACGUUUUUCCUGUAAAUGAUUGGAUGUACUUUGUCCCUCCCUGUGGGAUGUCCCCUUGCAUGGGGACUAGCAUAAAAGCCAGUGUGUGGCCAUUAAAAGCCAGUUCUGUUGUACCCUUCUUCUAGACUUCGGCUGAUGUUUGGGGAUUCGUAUGCUUUAUUAAAAGCUAUUGUAUUCAUAUGGAUUUCAUUUAUUUAAUCUACCGAACGGAGAGCUAUAAUCACUGAUGCUCUGGCGGUUCGGGAGGAAACUACCGAAUGAGGAUUGGAUAUCCUAGGUUUCCUUACAAUCUACUGGUUGAGGAAAUGGCUAAAAUGACAAUGAAAGGGGGAAGUUAUCAUCAUGGGUGACUUUAAUCUUCCUGAUGCAAACUGGAAAUCCCAAAUAGCUGCAUGUGCCAGGAGCACACUGUGACGGUAGUAAGAUGUCCCUUUCUCCUAAUAGCAGAAUAACAAUAGUCCACAGGGUAAAAUAACGCUGGUAUCGCCAAAUAAUCCAUACAUGAGCCAAAGCUUACUGCUGGAACAAGACUGAUUUACUGGAAGCAACAGGCAUUCAAUUUAUACAGUACAAGCUCAUCCUCUGGGCCAGGCUACAUAAUCGAGUUUCAGCAACAUACUAAACUCAAUUAUCUGCUGGUCAGAAACAUUAACCAUUUUCCACAUUUAAAAAAAAUAUACUUUAUACAUAUCAUAGAAAUAUAAAAACUACAUCCCUGGAUAGCUGAGGAUACUAGGAGUAACAUAUCCAAAUUGCACGAAAAUCCGUUCAGCAGUUUUCGUGUCGCAUCGUGUGGAAGUUUGACCGGCUCGCCAUGUGGUUGUAUCCGAGUUAGAGUUCCAUGAAAUUGGUAGCAAGAGCCGGUUUCUGUUCAUGCGGAAUUACACGAAAACUACCACAGCUAUAUGGCAUCUGGUUCCAUAUGAAUGCUCCACUCAUUCGGUUGAUUGAAACUCCCGAACGCCAGUUUGAUACUGUAAGUGGAAAUCGCUCAGAUGGGACUUACAUAGAGAACGGGUGUUCGUGUGAUUGCUAUGCUGAAAAUGGUUCCAGGCAAUCCACGAGUAAGUCACGCUGACCGCAUUUGGGAGAUCUAAGAUGGCCGCCAUUCCUUUGUUCUUGCCACGUGUUCGUAUGCCGAAUGGCAGCCACCUAGAAUCACUCAAUUACCUUGCGGUUUUCGUGGUUACUUGGUGUUCUAAGUUCUGAUUGCUACCCAGGGUGGUCUCCGUUCGGUAGAACGAAUAAAUGACCCGAACACAGAAAAAACAACAAAUACUUUACAGUCACUUAACUACCAGGGAGAGGAAAUAACCGAAUGGGUACAGGUAAACACAAGGAAAUCCUUUACAAUGGCCCCCCUUUUUCUCCCUGCUCUGGCAGACAUCUUUAAAUGUUCUACAAUAUGACCUAAAGUGGCUAGGUUUGCCACAAUGCUCCCCCAGAACCAAGCCGGCAUACACAGUCUGAUCCCAACGGAUCGGCUUGGGGAUGUCCGGAGGAGUACUCACAGAUCACUUUUCAAGUUCAGUUUGUCGGGAUAACCCGUCGGCGUUGCCAUUUUGCUUCCCAGGGCGGUAGUGGAUGGUAAAGUCAAAAGGCUGCAGCGCCAAACUCCAGCGCAGCAGCCUGGCAUUGUCCCCUGACACCCGGUUCAGCCACACCAACGGGUUGUGAUCUGUGACUAGCGAGAAUGGUUGUCCGUACAAAUAGGGCUGCAGCUUCUUGAGGGCCCACACCACGGCCAGGCAUUCCUUUUCGAUGGCGGCGUAGCUUACUUCCCGGGGUAAAAGUUUUCUGCUUAAGUAAGCCACUGGAUGCUCACCGCCAUCUGCUCCGACUUGGCUCAGUACUGCCCCCAAUCCAAACAUAGAAGCGUCUGUAUGGACGAGAAAACGUUUUGUUGGAUCAGGAGCAGCAAGUACAGGUGCGUUAACAAGAGCAGUUUUUAGUUGCUGGAAUGCCCGUUCACACUCUGGGGCCCAUUCUACUACUUUAGGGAGGUUUUUGCGGGUUAAAUCGGUGAGGGGUUUGGCCAGGGUGCUGUAAUCGGGCACAAACUUCCGAUAGUACCCUGCGGUACCUAAGAACGCCAGGACCUGGGUUUUGGUACGCGGUGUUGGCCAUUUGGCUACGGCCUCUACCUUGGCGGGUUCUGGCUUUUGCUGGCCGCUUCCUACCCGGUGCCCUAAAUAUUGAACUUCAGCCAUCCCUAUAUGGCACUUACUGGGUUUAAGGGUUAACCCUGCCUCCCUAAUGCGGUCUAGUACGGCUCCUAUAUGGGUCAGGUGUUCGGUCCAGGAAUCGCUGAAGAUUGCUAUGUCGUCUAAAUAGGCGCAAGCGUACUCCUGGAACCCAUCCAAUAGCCGAUCCACCAUCCUCUGAAAGGUAGCCGGAGCGUUUCUCAUCCCGAAUGGCAUGACCUUAAACUGGUACAGGCCGAACGGGGUUACAAACGCCGACUUAGGGAUGGCGUCCUCGGCUAAAGGAAUUUGCCAAUAGCCCUUACAAAGGUCUAUCGUGGUGAGGUACUGGCCCCUGGCCAUUUUGUCUAGGAGCUCGUCUAUCCGGGGCAUAGGGUAGGCAUCAGAUACUGUCUUAUCAUUGAGCCUUCGAUAGUCUACGCAGAAGCGGGUAGUUCCAUCCCGCUUCGGCACCAGAACUACUGGGGAGGCCCAUGGGCUAUCAGAAGGUUCUAUAACCCCCAAUUGUAAAAUUUCCUUGAGCUCCUUACGCAUAUUCUCUUUUACAGACUCGGGGAUGCGGUAAGGAGGUUGGCGGAGGGGUGUCUGCCCUGGGGUUUCUACACGGUGGGUGGCUAACGGGGUAUACCCAGGGAGGUUAGAAAAGGUGGCCCCUUUUUCCCUAAUUAAGCUUUGGGCCUGGGCCCGCUCCUGGGGACUCAAGCGCUCCCCUAGCUGUACUGCUUCCAGAUCCUCAUUUUUGUCUUCUUUCUCUAGGAGGUCUGGGAGGGGCAAAUUAUCAAAAUCCUCUGCAGCGGAAGCACAAAUCGCGGUCACCUCCUCUGUGCGCUCGUGGUAAGGCUUCAGCAUGUUCACAUGGAGCAUGCGUCUGCCCCCUGCUCCAGCGCAUGGGCCAAUUACAUAGGUGGUAUCACAGAUUUGCUCUACCACCUUGAAUGGGCCCUGCCAGGAGGCCUGCAGCUUGUCAUUAGGGACGGGUCGUAGGAUUAGCACCUUCUGCCCGACCUGAAAGCUGCGGUCCCUGGCCCCCCUAUCAUACCAUCUGCGCUGUCGUUGCUGGGCCGCUUGGAGGUUGGUACGUACGGUCUGGGUCAAAGCCUCCAAGCGUUCCCGGAACUCGAGCACAUAGGGUACAAUAGGGGUACCAUUAGUGGUCACUCCCCCCUCCCAGUGCUCUCUGAUUAAAUCUAGGGGGCCCCUCACCCUCCUUCCGAACAAUAAUUCAAAGGGAGAGAACCCAGUGGAUUCUUGGGGAACUUCCCUAUAGGCGAACAGCAAGUGGGGUAAAAACCUCUCCCAGUCCUUCUGCGUGUCUAUGAACAUCCGGAUCAUCUGCUUAAGUGUUCCGUUAAACCGUUCACAGAGACCGUUGGAUUGAGGGUGGUAGGGUGAGUUAAGGAUAGACUUUACCCCACAGACCUUCCAGAGCUGGUGGGUGACCUCUGCAGUGAAUUGGGUACCCCUAUCCGAAAUAAUCUCCCGUGGGAAUCCCAUGCGGGAGAAAAUUCGCAUAAGGGCAUCUGCUACGGUCUCUGCAUGUACAUUCGUUAGAGCCACCGCCUCGGGGUAUCUAGUGGCGUAGUCCACUACGGUCAAGAUGUACUUCUUGCCAGAGGGACUGGGUUUUUUCAGGGGUCCGAUUAUGUCCACUGCUACUCUACUAAAGGGCUCUUCUAUUAUGGGCAGGGAAUGGAGUUUGGCUUUGCAGCGGUCUCCCCUCUUCCCUACCCUCUGGCAGGUAUCACAGGUGUUACAGUAUUGCCUAAUAUCCUUGGAGAUACCUGGCCAGAAGAAGUUCUGCGUCAGCCGAUGUUUAGUUCGGCUGAUCCCUAAAUGACCGGAUAAGGGUAUGUCAUGCGCUAUGCGCAGUAACUCCUGUCUAUACUUUCGAGGCACAAUUAACUGCUUUAUGGGUAUGGGAAUAGACCCGGCUACUACCUUCUCUGCAUACCGGUAUAAUAACCCUUGAUCCCAAGCAUAUCUCUCUCCUUCUAAGCCUGCCUGGUUCUUGUCAAUUCGGUCUUUGUAAACCUGCAGGGACGGGUCUAGAGCGACCUCGCUACCAAAUUCUAGGGGGGCAUCCCAGGAGAGGGCAGUGUGGUUAUGGGGUUCAUUGCUUACCUGAGCCUCAGAGUCACUGGAUGGGACCGUGGUGCGGGCCUGCAGCCUGGUGAUGACUGGGUAAGCUUCCUGUACGGUGGUUCGCGGAACAAAAGCGGAAGUGAGCUCCCCCAAGUCAUUUCCCAAAAUAACAUCUGCGGGCAAGUCUUGCAUUAUCAUCCCCACCUCCACGUUCCCUGACCCCGCUCCCCAAUUCAAAUGUAUCUUGGCAGUGGGAACCUUGUAGAUCGCUCCCCCUGCCACCCGUACUGCUACACAAUCCCCCGUAAGCUGGUUCUUUGGGACAAGGUGGUUUCGGACCAAGGUGAUGGUGGCCCCGGAAUCUCUCAGUCCCUCCAUAGGCUUCCCUUCUAUGUGGACGACUUGGCGAUGGCUUUGGCGGUUAUCGGACGCCGCUUGGACGGGGUUAACUUCAUGGAGAGUGCCUAGAGGUUCCUCUACCUGGGUGGCUGUGGAGGGCUGGAUGAAUGAUUCAUUCUGAUAGCAGUGUACCGCAGCCCGAGUGCCUGGAGGUUGGCCUUGGUUGGGCCAUGAUGGUCGUGCCCUGUUUCGGGGGCAUUCUCGUUGUACAUGCCCCAGUUGGUUGCAGGUGUGGCAUCUGAUGUGUGCCCGGUUGGGGUACCUAGGUUGGUAUUGGUUGUUAGCUCCCCCAGAUCGUGGGUGAGCUGUUUCGGCCCAGGCAGGCCUGUGGUGUGUUGACUGGGGGAAUACCCUGGUUGGUGGGCGCUGCUCUCGUCUGGUGUCUUGAUGUUCGUCCGCUAAUUUGGCCGCAUCUUGUAAGGUGCGUGGUUUACGAUCUCUUACCCAGUUCUGCAUAUCAGUAGUUAGUCUCCGGUAGAACUGUUCCAACAAAAGUAAUUGAAUGAGAUCUUCCCGGGUAGUUGCUUGCGCCGCAUCAAUCCACCCCGUGGCUGCUCGGUGUAAGCGGUGCGCAAACUCUGCGUGGGAGUCCUUUUCUUGUUUUUGCAGGUCCCGGAAUUGGAGUCGGUAUGCCUCGGGGGUAAUGGCAUACCGGACUAGGAUGGCCUGCUUUACCUUCUGGUAGUCUCUGCUAUCCUCAUCAGGCACUGCCCGGUAGGCUUCUGCUGCGCGGCCAGAUAAUCUACCGGCCAGCAGUGGUACCUGGUCUUGGGGCCCAAUAUCAUGCAGCUGGCACAGUCUUUCAAAGUCCUGCAAAUAUCCAUCAAUAUCGCCCUCUGUGUCCGUAAAGUUUUUAAAGGCUUGGUAGGGAAUUUUGGGUUUUCCCUGUACAAUGCUGGGUGGAGCCGGUGACCCCUCUCUGGAUUGCUGGUUUGGUUGGAAUCGUUUGGCCAUGAUGUAUUCUUGCACAUCUGCCAUGAUCCUAUCGAAAGUCUCUUGGGGUGGUGUGGUUGGGUACAGUGCCAUCCUGCUCCUGAACUCUUUCUGAAAUUCUGUUUGCUCUUCCUCCAUUGGAGGUGCUGCAGCAGCCGCUGCUCUGUCUCCUUCCAUGAGCUCAGCAAUAAGGGUAGCCUUUGUCUUGUUGCUGGCUAUUGUUCCCCUUGCCUCUAGUAAUUCCUUCAGUGUACUCCGUUUCAAAAGUGCAUAAUUCAUUUCCAUUCACCUGCUGUUCGUGUGAUUCCACUUAUUCCCGAACUCCGGUUUCAUCCGAAUGGUUGUUUCACGAAUUGCUGUUUCUUUUCCUCUGCUCACAUCAAUCCCUGCCGAACGCUGCUUUGCUGUGUGGUUUGAAUCCCGUCGCUUGCCACCAAUUGUAGCGGAGUAGUGGUAUUAUCCACGGUAUCUCCGCUGGUAGGCAGGAUGAAGCAGGUAAAAUGCAGGUAGCGUAGUUACAAUCCUUUUCUCCUAAGAACUAGACGACACAUAGCUUGGAGGUUAAAACACUGGCAUCUCACCAGGCUGAGUCGAAACUCUUUAAUGAUUACAUCUUCCUUUUAGCACAGACCUCCGCAGGGGGGUCUGCAUUCCACACAAUACACUCUUAAAUAUAAGGGCUAGAUAUAUCAAUUAAACACACUGCCACACAAACACUAAAUAAGGAAAAUUAAGGUGAAUAACAUAAAAUCAAAUUGUGUAAAUUGUAAUGUCCAGAGAUCGUCCUAUAACAGGAUUUAACAAUAAUAUAUGCAGUUUAAUACUGACAGGUAAAACUGGAAUACAAUUAUUAUAGAGGUUCUUCAAUGUAACCUAAGUGGACAAAAGUAAGCCAAUGAGAACAGGGCUGUAAUUUGAUAGUUAGCGUGGUUAACCAUAUAUCUAAAUGUUUUGUGUGUAAAACAUGUUGUUCCAAGCAAGAAAAUAUGGAAUGUUAGGUUUCGGCAGGAUAACCUAAAUCACUAACUGUUUAGUGUCCCCAUAGACUGCCAGAUAAUUGAUAACAUUGUCAGCCAUGGAAUUUAAGUUCUGGUGUCCGAUAUUAUUCCCUUAGAGCAAUCUGUCACAGCUAUCUCUAAGAGUAACUGUGUAGCAGAUACAGCUGAAAUUCAAGAUAAUAGUAUCAAGGUAAUUGUAACAAAAUCCACUUAUCCAUACAACAGCGGCAAGCUGCCGAGAAUGUACGGAUCAGACAGCCCAUUUAUGCAUACAGUAUGCUAAUGUGCAACCUCAGGUUUAAAGGACCACUAUAGUGCCAGGAAAACAUACUAGUUUUCCUGGCACUAUAGUGCCCUGAGGGUGCCCCCACCCUCAGGGACCCCCUCCCGCCCAGCUCUGGAAGGGGGAAAGGAGUUUAAACGUACCUUUUUCCAGCGCUGGGCGGGGAGCUCUCCUCCUCCGAUCCUCCUCUUCUCCUCCCAUGCGGCUGAAUGCGCACGCGCAGCAAGAGCUGCGCGCGCAUUCAGCCAGUCACAUAGGAAAGCAUUCAUAAUGCUUUCCUAUGGACGCUGGCGUGCUCUCACUGUGAAAAUCACAGUGAGAAGCACGCAAGCGCCUCUAGUGGCUGUCAAUGAGACAGCCACUAGAGGAAAUAGGGGAAGGUUUAACCCAUUCAUAAACAUAGCAGUUUCUCUGAAACUGCUAUGUUUAUGAAAAAAUGGGUUAACCCUAGCUGGACCAGGCACCCAGACCACUUCAUUAAGCUGAAGUGGUCUGGGUGCCUAGAGUGGUCCUUUAAGUGUGGAUAGUGGCAGGCUGUAAAGCUUUAAGAGGAAGAAAAAAUAUAUAUACUGCAGAUCUCCCAAAGAGGAGAGAGGAUCUGCAACUGAUUGCUACAGAAGUGAGUGUAAGGUAGCCCGUUUCAAUUUACUUAAUGCUGGUGAGAGACCUUUAGGGUGCUCUAACUAGAUCAUAAAUGGCCCCAUAACGAUUGCCCAGUUGCAAUAUGCAGUAUCCUGGUUUAUAGCCUUAGAGUGCUUAACAUAAAUUAGCACCUCAUUUUAUACUGAAAAACAUAACAGGUUACACAGACAGGGUAUAAGGAGGGAGAAAAAUAAGUAGUUGUAAUAUGUCUCCCUACUGUGCCUUUGAGGGCACCCCUUACACAAACACUUUCCCUGACUGAUAGGUUACCAAAAAUGAUGAGCUUAUGAGCGAAACACGCAUCCGGGGGAUCAGGGCUUUAUCACCCUGACGGGCUUUGUUCCAUACAUUUCUUUAUCCACCAUACCAGUGAUUCCCUGGUUUUCAACAAUUUAGUACUAUUACCUCCAAUUUUCUUUUUCUUUAUUGUAAUUCUUUCAUUACACCUGCUUGGACAUUGCCAGCUCCAGCGCCCCAGUCUAGAUGCACAUGUGCGGUAGGAAUCCGAUACACUGCCCCCCUGCCACUCUCACAGCAAUAGAUUUUCCCGGUCUUUCAGAGUUAUCAAUAAGAUGCCGUUGAACUAGGGUGAUAGUAGCGCCACUGUCCCUUAGGCCCGGGCUGUCUUCCCGUUGACCAUUACCAACUGACAAUGGUGUUUUUGAUUGUCAAUUAUGGUAGAUUGGACUAGGAGAGCUUCAUAUAGGGUGCCCAGGGAUUCCUCACGACUCAGCUCCUUGGCGUCCCAGGCAGAGGGUACCGGAUAAUCCACACAAUGGGCUGCUGCCUGGGGUUGAUGGCAUCCAGGGCGAGUCCAAUUGGACCUGGGUGCUUCCAGUGGGCAGUCGUUAUGUAAAUGUCCCACUUGGUUACAUCGGAAGCAGCAGAGCUCGUUGCCAGCCUGACGUGGGUAGCGAGGGUUGGAGGCUACCUGUCGGCUAGAGCAGUGUUUCCCAACCCAGUCCUCAAGGCACACCUACCAGUCCAGGAUUUAGGGAUUACCCAGUUGUGUCUAAGGUGUUUUUUUUUUUUUUCUUCUUUGUAAAAACACCUUAGACACAACUGGGUAAUCCCUAAAUCCUGGACUGGUAGGUGUGCCUUGAGGACUGGGUUGGGAAACACUGCGCUAGAGGGUUGGUACCUGGUUACUGUUGGGGUUGAUGGUACUCCAGGUCGAAGGGGUUGGACCCGUGGGGUGACCCGUGUUGUCUUACGAGUAUCCGCAUACUCAUCCGCGAGAUAGGCAGCCUCCGGUCUCUUACCCAGUCUUUUGACAUCUGUCUGGAUGUGGUCGUAGAACUGCUCCAGGAGUAUUAACUGUAAGAUGUCAUCCGCGGUGGUGGCCUGGCUACUGUUGACCAAUUGGAUGCGGACAGUUGUAACUGGCAGGCCCAUUCUGCCUAGGAAUCCUUGUCCGUUUUGCGUGAGUCUCUGAACUUUUGGCGGUAUGUCUCCGGGGUCACCGCGUACCGAGCCAGGAGUGCUUCUUUAACCCUUGCGUAGCUGUGAAUCUCCUGCUCUGGUACUGCCCAGAAAGCAUCGGCGGCUUUGCCUGACAACUGCCUACCAAUAUUGAAACCCACUCGUCUGCAGCUACUCUGUGCAGGUUACACUGUCGCUUGAAAUCCGCUAGAUAGCUAUCAAUCUCCCAGUCCUUCUCAUUAAAAGCUUUAAAAGGCACUGAAAGGAAUCUUCCUUGUAUCUACUGUGCUGUUCUCUCCGCUCGGGGAACUUGCUGCUGCACGCUGGGUUUCAGCCAGCUUCAUCUGCAGCUCUAUUUCUCUCUUUUGUUUCGCCUCUUCUGCUACAAUGUUCAUUACCUGCAGAACAAUGUCAGCCGUUGGGUUCGGACCGAACCAUGCCAAUCUUACCAGAAUCUCCCUGUUUGGUGAUUCAUUUUCGCAAAUCACCGGUGUCUCCAUCUCCCGAACGGUCGGUGUUGCCGCAACCAAGUUCUCCCGGUCUAGCUCCAUUAACUCAGCAACGAUGACCCGCUUGGUUUUGUUGCUGGCAAUCCUUCCACGAACCUCCAACAGUUCCUUUAACGUGUUUCGUUUAAGCAAUGUGUACCAGCCUUCCUGCCAGCCGUCCCCAGUGUCUGCUUGGAUUCUUGGUGCAGGAAAAAAGGAAGAUCCCGCUGCUGCCAACCAGUUGUGACGGUAGUAAGCUGUACAGGUGAGGCUGUUUGAUUGCCCUGCCGAAAAUGGUUCCAGGCAAUCCACGAGUAAGUCCCGCUGACUGGUUUUGGGAGAUCUAAGAUGGCCGCCAUCCUUUGUGUGGCGAAACCGACCUCGCCACUGGGCAUUGGAGAAGACUGAUUGCCAGCCUCCUGCCAUGUGACUAUGGCCCCUGGGAUGUAUUGCCCUUUAAAGACAUGAUUUGGGCAUAAUGGAUUUGUGUUUGGCUGCUGCUGGCCCUUUAAGAACCAUCUGGGGACAUACUGUGGAGUUACUGGGUGGCCACCAUUUCAUGUAUCAGAGGCACAUGGUGAGAACAAUGGAUGGCGGCCAUUUUAACUCACAGACACUGUUUGGACUUUUCUACACGGUGCCAUCUCGCCGGUAUUUGGUGCACAAAGACAUUGUGCAGUAGUUUUAAACUAUACAACAGGGGACACAUUAUACAGUAAUUAUUUUUCAUAUAGACUGUAUAUGUUCUGCGGAAUCUGCAUUUAACUGUAUCUUCCAAACUACUGAACAGAUCUGGGUGAAUUUUGGAUAUGUGCUUCACCCAGAUCCCCUGGUUUCAAGGCUUAUUGCAUGUUUUGGGGUCCCUGUGAUAUGUUUUAUAAUACUGUAUUUCUCUGCCUGUGAUAAUUCAAUUAACCAUUGUGUUCAGUAAUCAUAUCACAGGCAGAGGGGAGGAUUUUGUGUGGGAGUAUCUGUGUAUAUUGUACGGAUUGAUUGGAUGUAUUUCAAAACCCUGUGGGCAGUACUGUGUUUGUGGAUUGUGAAUAAAAGCGGCUGUAUGUGCCAGUCCAGGCAGUUCUACUUCACCCUCAAUUUGGAGUGCCGUCUCUUAUUGGGGGAAUCUGCUACAAGGGAUUGCUAUGCUUGUCAUACUCCUUUGCUAAAUCACUACUAAGCUCUUGUAAGAGCUUGUUCCUGUCGUGCUCUCUGAAUGAGUCCACGGUGGUUCUGGUGUCAGCUGGAGUGCUUGGAGCUCUAAGGAAGCGCUAGGAGCAUCCUUCAACGGAGGUACCCAGUCGUGGUGCCAGGUGAUCCGUUACACUUUGUUCUCGCCACGUGUUCGUAUGCCGAAUGGCGGCCACCUAGAAGCACUCAAUUACCUUGCGGUUUUCGUGGUUACUUGGUGUUCUAAGUUCUGAUUGCUACCCAGGGUGGUCUCCGUUCGGUAGAACGAAUAAAUGUCCCGAACACAGAAAAAACAACGAAUACUUUACAGUCCCUUAACUAGCAGGAAGAGGAAACAACCGAAUGGGUACAGGUAAACACAAGGAAAUCCUUUACACACACAUAUUCUAAACUCCCUACUAGGAUUGUCUCUAAAACAAGUCGUUGAGGAGUCAACUCGUACAGAACCCAUACUAGAUUUAGUGUUAAAUGGAGAUUCGGUAUUGGUAUUCGAUAUUACUGUAGGUGAAAGUUUAGGAUCCAGUGAUCAUCAGUCAGUGUGGUUUAAUAUAAGAACAGUGACUGAGUCACAUCACACAAAAACAAACGUUUUAGACUUUAGAAAAACAGACUUUUCUAAAAUUAGAAUGUGUAAAUUAGUCAUUAUCAGACUUGAGCAAUUUAAAUGGAGUCCAAGAGAAAUGGGAUUAUUUAAAAGUUGCACUGCUGAAGGCAACAGAAAAUUGCAUUAGGCUUGUCAGUAAAAGCAAAAAAUUCAAGGAACCACUGUGGUACUUUGCAGAUGUGGCCAAAAUAGUAAAAAACAAAAAGUUAGCAUUUAGUAAUUAUAAAAAAAAAAAAACCCAGAGUGAGAAAGACAGAAUGAUAUAUAAGAUUAGGCAGAAAGAGGCUAAGCAACUUAUAAGAGCUUCCAAAUCACAAGCAGAAGAAAAAAUAGCACAGUCCGUAAAAAAAGGGGGACAAAACCUUUUUUAAAUACAUAAAUGAGAAAAGGAAAGGAAAACAAGGAUUAGUUAGAUUAAAAACAAAAGAAGGAAGGUAUGUAGAAGAGGAUAAAGGUCUAGCUGACUGCCUUAAUGAAUAAUUUUUGUUCAGUAUUGACAGAUGAAAAUGAAGGAAAGGGGCCUCAGUUAGGAAAAAGGACACGUGAGUCAUUUGUUACAAAAGUAAAGACAAAUAAAUCAAUAGGACCUGAUGGAAUGCACCCAAAGCUAUUAAAAGAGCUUAGUGGUGUACUAGCAAAACCAUUAACAGAUUUAUUUAACCAAUCAUUGUUAACAGGAGUAUGCCCAGAAGAUUGGAAGUUAGCGAAUGUUGUGCCCAUUCACAAGAAAGGUAGUAGGGAGGACUCUGGCAACUGUAGGCCAGUAAGCCCUACUUUAGUAGUGGGGAAAGUAAUGGAAACUAUGUUGAAAGAUAGGAUUGUUGAACAACUAAAAUCACAUGGAUUUCAAGAUCAGAGACAACAUGGGUUUACUUCAGGGUGAUCAUACCAAACUAAUCUUAUGGAUUUUUUUUAAUUUGGGUAACUAAAAUAAUAGAUCAGGGUGGUGCAGUAGACACUGCUUACCUAGAUUUUAGUAAACCUUUUGACACUGUUGCACAUAGAAGACUUAUCAAUAAACUGCAAUCUUUAAGUUUGGAUUCCAAUAUUGUUGAAUGGGUAAGGCAGUGGCUAAGUGACAGGCAACAGAGGGUUGUAAUCAAUGGAGUAUAUUCGAAGCAUGGUCUUGUCUCCAUUAUAGUACCUCAGGGAUCUGUACUUGGACCCAUUCUCUUUAAUAUUUUAAUUAGUGAUAUUGCAGAAGGUCUUUAUGGUAAGGUAUGUCUUUUUGCUGAUACUAAAUAUGUAACAGGGUUGAUGUUCCAGGAGGGAUAAGUCAAAUGGCACAUGAUUUAAGUAAACGAGAAAAAUGGCAACUGACAUUUAAUGUGGAUAAGUGCAAGAUAAUGCAUCUUGGACAUAAAAACCCAAGGGCAGAGUACAGAAUAUUUCAUGGUUCAUGCAUUACAGGAUAAAACUUACAAGGAAAGGUUAAAGGAUCUUAACGUGUAUAGCUUGGAGGAAAGACGAAACAGGAGGAUCAACACCGUAAAGGGAAUCAACACCGUAAAGGAGGAGACUAUAUUUAAAAGAAGAAAAACUACCAAGAGUACAUAGUCCUAAAUUAGAGGCGCAAAGGUUUAAAAAUAUCAGGAAUCGAAUGAUUCUUAUCUGCCAUCACUUUCUAUGUAACUCAUCAGAGGGGAGACUCUUAGUAUAUACCCAGGGGCUGUAUAUUUACCCCUCAUACACUAUGUACACAGUAUAUAGAAAAUAUGGUAGUGUGAACAGCACUAAUGACAAAAAGAUUAUACGUGGGGAAAAGCAUUGGAUUGGUUAAAAUCAGCAAGGGUGCUGGGCCAAACAGCGUUUUGGCCAAUCAGCACCUCCUUAUAGAGAUGCAUUGAAUCAUUGCAUUUCUAUGAGGAAAAUUCAGCUUUCCUAUGCAGAAUGUGGGGUCACUGAAUGGCAGGGCAGCUUACUUUGCAGCCCUGAACCAGAAAGCCCCUCCAGUGGCCACUUGGAGGUGUCCCUAGGGGCAAUGUCCUUUCUCUGAAAAGACAGUGUUUGCAUAAAAAUGCCUGAAGGGAGCUAUUCUACUCACCAGUACAACUACAUUAAACUGUAGUUGUUCUGUCGUUGUUUAAAUACGAUUACUCACAUAAACAAGUGAGGACAUACAACACCAAGAAAUACCACAACAAUGGGAGAUAUACCCACACAAAAAAUUACACCCACCAUACAAAGGUAAUCCUCAUAGACAAAGACUUAAGUCUUAUCACGAAUCCAUGUACAAUAAACAAUAAUACCAAUCAAGGAAAUACUCCCCCACACGUUUAAACACAAGAUCACCUAAACCCCCAAACAUAUAUGCCAACAGAAGACGGAAUACACUAAAUAAAGAAAAAGAUCUAUUUCAAGAAAGGAGAACACUUCCAAAAACACUAGCCAACAAGACAGAAGUUCCACAUUACAGAUCAAAACCAAGAGGAAAAAACACCACUAAUAGUAAGACCAAAAACACACAGAUACACACAACGACAGGUAUCUCCAAGAAGAAAAACCUAAAACAACAAAUACAGAUGGGGAAAAAGCAAACACCAAGACCUAUAAGAAAUUUGAUAAAACUUGUUCCAGGUCAUCAACUAACCUGUUGAGAAAUAACCGAUAUCAUACCCUAUCCUUGUCUGAACACCUUGAUGUGACCUCUUUUUUAGAAAUUCCCAUGAACCAAGAGACAUACAAACCAUCUUUCAUUUACCCAUAUAGUAGGACAGAAAAGAUCCCUAGAGGAAGAAGGGCAGGAAGAAGACAUCACCACAAUAAAAAAAAAAAAAGUAAGAUCAGACUGAUUCUAAAAAAACGAAAGAGAUAAAAACAACAAUGGUGUUUUUAAUCUAUCCAACAAAGUACUUACAAAGUAACCUCUUAAACAAAGGACUAAAAUUUGCACCAACAAAAACUUUUAACAACUUCCAGGCUUUUCUAGAUGUCAAGAAAUUUAUUAAAAAUGCAGAUGUAAAUAAUUGUACCAAAAAAGAUUAGAUUAAUAAUGGUUUUAAAAAUGGCCUUUUAAGAAACAAAUCUACGUUUUACCUAUCUUACUAUAAUUCUGGGGCAUUAGACAUUUUCGAAAGUAAAUAGGAAUUUUAAAAAACUGAAAACAAAUUACAAAUAUGAUAAAUUUAAUCUUAACAAAAAAGAAAGAGAGGCCAUUAAAGACCUCCAGAGAGACGAUUCAAUAGUAAUGAAACCAGCGGACAAGGGAAGAGGCCUGGUCAUUCAAUCUAAAGAGAUGUAUGAAACAGAAGCAUACAAUCAACUCAAUAACACACAAACAUAUGCCAAAUUAAGACCCCACAAAAGACAUUAAAAUAUUACUAACCAAACGUCUAAAUAAAGGUAAGAAAAAUGGAGUCCUUAACCCACAAGAAUUUAGCUAUAUCAUAUCCAAAAAAUUCCAGUGAUUUUAUUUCCUCCCAAAAAUUCACAAAGAUCCCAUUAACCCACAUGGAAGACCCAUUGUCUCCAGUAUAGUUUCAAUCCUGGCUAAUCUUUCAGAGCAUAUAGAUAUUAUGCUCCAACCAUACGUAAAACUGAUCAGAUCAUACUUCAAAGACACUAUAGACCUUCUCAACAAACUAAACAACAUCACAUGGAAAGACAGUUAUGUUCUUAUUACGUGUGACGUAAAAUCCCUAUUUACGAUAAUCCCACACAACAAAGGUAUUUUGGCUUUUAGAAAAAAUAUAGACACAUGAACCCCACCCAGAAUUCAUAAUAGAAGGAAUAGAUCUUAUUUUACAUCAUAACUAUUUCUGGUUUGCAGAUGCUUUUUAUCUUCAAACGGUACAGCCAUGGGGACCAGGUUUGCCCCCAGCUAUGCCAACUUCUUUAUGGCAGAAUGGAAGAGCGACCAGUAUGGGAGGGGCAUAGUUGGACUGCAAACCUGGUCUCCAUGACGACCUCCUGUUUAUAUGGGAGGUUUCUAUAUCUACAGCUAAACAAUCUGUUGACUAUCUAAACCAAAACACUGAAGGAAUUCUUUUAACCGCCAAUUUUAGCCAACAAGAAAUCACUUUUCUAGACCAUGAUAUUUAUAUUAAAGAUUACACCCUUUUUACAAAAACUCAUUUUAAAGAGGUCCAUGCUAAUACUUUUAUCAGUCAGACAAUUGCCACAAUCCAGCAUGACUUAAUGGAGUACCCAAAAGCCAAAUAUUAAGGCUCAGGAGAAAUUGUUCAGAAGCAUCUGUUUUCCACGCACAGGCUUGAGAUAUGAAGCAGAAAUUUAUACGAAAGGGUUACAAUUCUGAAAACAUGGAUAGCAUAAUAGAACAAAUAAGCACGACAGAAAGGAAAUCACUAUUGACUAAGAAAAUUCUCCAGAGUCAUCAAGAUAAUAAGUUUACCCUCCCAUUUAUAUUUGAUUAUAACAACAAAAACAGACAUAUCAAAAAAAUAAAUAAAAUUGGCAUUUACUGAUGGAAGACCCCCUACUAAGUAAAAUUCUACCUCAUAAGCCAACUUUUUAGGGGUGCACCCAAUCUAAAGUCACAACUUACAAAAGAUUUCACUAAAAAUAAGAGUACGCAUAAGGACAGGUUUUUUUAAACACUUAAAGAUUUCUUUAAAUGUAAUGUAUGUAAAGCAUGUAAAAAAAAAAAACAGACAAAUUCACCCAUUGUUUUAAAUGUAAUAAUAAAGAAAGCAAUUUUAAUACAAAUGACAUAAUCACGUGCAAUAGUUAAAAAUGUAGUUUACUUAUUAGAAUGUCCUUGUGGACUACAAGAUGUCAGCAGAACAAUCAGGCCAUUAAAGACUAGAUUAAGCCAACACUGUCACAAUCUUGAAAAAGGGUAUAAAAACCACUCGGUAUCUGCACACUUUUUAGAACAUAAUAAAGAUCCUAGUCUUGUGAAAUUUACAGGCAUCGCUAAAUAUAAACAACAUUGGAGAGGAGGGAACAACAUUAAAAACUUGGGAAAAUUAGAAAUGGAAUGGGUUUAUUGUUUGGAUACUCUUCAGCCCAAUGGGCUUAACAUAGAAUUUGAUUUACAUUUUUUUAUUUAUUUAUUUCGCGUGUAUGUAUGUGUGUGUGUGUGUGUGUGUGUAUAUGUAUAUAUAUGUGUAUGUGUGUGUGUGUGUGUAUAUAUGUAUAUAUAUAUAUAUAUAUAUAUAUAUAUAUAUAUAUGUAUGUAUAUAUAUAUAUAUAAUAAAAAGAAUCUUGCCGCGGGCUACCCGACGUGCGUCUGCAGCCACGCGGCAUCACACUCAAUGACGCGGCCAGUCGUCAUCCCCAUGGAUACCUGUAUACAGAAAUCAAACCAAAAAAUGUAAAUAACACCCAACGUGUAAAAUAAAAGCACUAUUUACAAACUGCAUCAUGGCAGGUGGAUAUCACAUGUAAGCUUGAUUGCUUCAAAACAUGUGAGCAGAAAGAUUUCUGUAUACAGGUAUCCAUUGAGUGUGAUGCUGCGUGGCUGCAGACGCACGUCGGGUAGCCCGCAGCAGUCCCAGUCCGGGCGUCCAUGGAGUCAGAUGUAUCACAGGUGGGGGUGAGUAAACAUUAUUUUUAUGCUAUAUAUGUGGGUUUGUUUGUAUGCACAGUGUGUCCUGAUGAAAGCUUGAGGGGAUCCUGUGAUUAUUUUUUUUUUUUUUUUAUUUGAGGUAAAUAAAAGUAAAAUUUUAGAUUAGUCCUUGGAGUGCUAUCAUUUGCAAUUUAUAUAUAUAUAUAUAUAUUUGUGUUCGGGGAAAAUAGCCGUAUAUGGAGUAAGGUUCCAGCAUAAGCUUAGGAUAGUAUAAAGGGAGCAAGUCGGUUGUGGUGUGCCGAGACCGACGAUACGGUAGGCCUGUAAAUAAAGAGGGCCCACCAAGGAGUAAGUAAAGUAAAUGGAAAGAAAAGAGAAAGUGUUGAAAUGAGGAGUGGGUGGGAGGGUCAUUCUGAUGCUGACCUCAAGCGAUAUGAGUCAGGUAAGGGGUGUCCCUUAUAUAGAGGAGUGAAUUAAUUUAAGCCCCUCCCACAAAUACAGGCCAAACGGCCUUAAAACUUGUGUUCGGGGAAAUAGCCGUAUAUGGAGUAAGGUUCCAGCAUAAGCUUAGGAUAGUAUAAAGGGAGCAAGUCGGUUGUGGUGUGCCGAGACCGACGAUACGGUAGGCCUGUAAAUAAAGAGGGCAAAAAGAAUAAUCAAAGAUUUACAGUCAACAAUAUAUACAAGAUUUUUACAGUCAACAAUAUAUACAAAUUGUGACGAGACCAAUCUCGCCACAUUGCAUUGGAGAAGCCUGGUUGCUCGCCUGCUGCCUUUGGACUAUGGCCCCCUGUUAAAAGACAUCUUUUUUACCUGCAGAAAAGCUUCAUUCGUGCUUUUCUGCCUGGGGUUCGGUAGAUUUGUUUGAAUGUGUUAUACCCCAGAUAGGAAUCCCAUGGAGCCCAUUCGUAUGAAACUGACUGUAAAGACUUUGGUUCCAUGGCGAUUAAACUGUAUUCGUGUGGUCUGAGCGCCAUUCACUUAAUAAUGUGCGCUCAGACCUGAGCUAUCUGGGGAUAUGUUAAAUGUAUAGUUUUAAUGUAAGGUGUCUUACCUGAUGUAUUUUAAAGUGUUUUACUGUCUUUGUGUCCCCAUGUGCUCAAUGGAGUCUGCCUCUAUCCCUGGAUAAUUGGAUUACUUUCCCCAUUGUCCAGGAUAGAGGGCUCUGUAAAACCUGUUUGAGCCAGAUAGCCAUGCUGCCAGCCAGGGUACAAAAGAUACUUUUUACUAACUUUUGAACCCCUGGUCUGAUUCAUGCCAUUUUUUAAUAUGUUGUUCCCCUGAAUGGAUUGAUUGUGAAUAUUUAAUUUUAUGUGAAUGUGAUGUAUGGUUUUAGGGUUAUGAAAGUUGGGUAGAAAGUAUGUUUUAACUGUAUGUGUAAUUGAGUUUCCUCUCAGGAUAAGGGGAGGGAAUAUGUGGGAUGUAACUGUGAUGUGAUUGGUUGUUUUAUACCUCCCUGUGGGUGGUCCUGUAUUUGCAAGACUGUAAUAAAAACCAGGCUGGGUGUGCCAGCACCUCAGACCACUGCUUGACCCUCAACACGUUCUUGGGGGGAUUCACUGUAUGCUGUUAGAGACUGAUUGCCAGGAGUGUAAGCUGAUUGUCUGCUUUUCCUGUUCGUCUGCUAGCAGCUAUUUGGGAGGUUCCAGUUUGGGAGUUGGAGUGCUAUUUUGUAUUCAGUUCGGGAGUUUGGUGUUCUGCAGUAGCUGUGCCUGUAUCUCUGGAAAGGGGGCCGAUCGCCUAAACGGUUUUUACCCCUUGUGUGCAAAACGGUCCGUUACACAAAUUAACCAGACAUUUCCUUAAAUACAUUACGGUAUUUAAUUCCUUGAAGGAUUUUGAAGGUAGGAAUCUAGGACCGCAACUGGACACCAUUUGUUGUGGGUAGGAUAGUAUGUUAUCUCUACUGUUGGUGCGUGUUGACUCGUUUCGGAAUGUGGUAGAGCCAAUAGGUAAUGAUAUAUGUGUUUACAUACGUAGGAUCGUUGAAGACAAUGAUCUGUCUGAGUGGUGGUUAUGGUAGUGGAUUCUCUGGCCUGAGAAAGGCAUAAAAGGCAGUGUGCAUGGCUGGUAAUGGCCGACUUGGUAGUAUAAUUGAAUGGUUGUAGCUCUAAUAGGUAUGAUAAGGAUGGAAAAGUUGGAUGGCUAUUGGUAAUCUCUGAGAGGAACGUGGGGGGAUGGAUGCCUGAAAACCUCUGAGUAUAUUCUUGUCUGGUAUGAUAGCAUGAAGUUAUGGUAGUUUUGGCCAUAGGUUAUCCUGUGUUGGUGAAUGCCUGUAAAAUAUAUAAUUAAUGGUGUGUGAGAUGGUUUUAGUUUAAGGUGGCAAAAAUGAAGCAAAACCUAGGAGAAAUGUUAUGACACAGGUUGAGCUAUGUCGUGUUCCAAUGAGAUUCUUUAAAGCCAGGUGAAUAGCUGUGUUAUGCGUUCUACAAGUAUGGGAUGAAAGUGCUAGGUGGGAUAGUGCAUGCUAUGCUGCAUGAGUAUGUCUAAUCCAUGAUUUUGUCUCUGGAACGAAAGAGUGGCAGUGACUGUAUGGGCGGCUGUAGGAAGCAUAUGAUGAACAUGCCUGGAAUAUAAAUUAGACAAUUGUCGGCAGGGAUGUAUACCCCCGCCUGGUACAUGAAAGUAAAAGAAAUGUGGUAAGUGGCCAACCAAGUGAGUUCCCCAGCAAUACCAUGCGUAACAACGGAUUGAUGACCCUGACCAUGAUUUACCCCAUGCCACAGCAGCUGCUUUUAGUGGGGAAAGGAUUGCCCAUUUUAUGCCAUGUAAGUGCCAGUGUGUAGGGUAGAUGGUAGCCGUUUACUGCAUUGAUGAUAUUGGUCUUACUUAACCAAGCUUCAACCCAUGCUUGAGUGAUAGCUGUAAAGGUAGAUCAAUGGUGUUGUAUAGUAAGGAAAAUCCUCGGAUGGUAUGAGGGAGUUGAGACUUGGGGUAGCGGAGGUGUGUGGUGCCAAUAAGUCUAUGGUUAGUCUUUGUUUAAGGGAAGAUUGCCUUGUGACAAUACCAAUGUGUUUGUGUUUGGCACCAUGCUGUAAAUGGUGGAGAUUGGAAAACCCAAGUAAAAACCCCUCUGCAAAUCUUGGCUAUGAGUGUGUUUACAGCCGACGGUUCUGUUGUGCUAAGUGAGGGCAUGCUAUAUUCCUUGAGGGUUUAUUUAUGAUACCUGUAUGGGAGCCCUUUGAAGCUCCAGAUCCUUAGUAAAUCUACUACAAGUCUGGAAGGGUGAUGAGUCAGUAGUGUUGAAAAUACAUUGGUGUGUACAGAUGGUGAGUACGUUAUUUGUAAGCUGUAUUGGGACACAUGGUUUGUCAUGUGUCCUGAAUGAUUUGAACAUAUAUGCAACAGUCUAUAUGCAAUGCAACUACUAAUACCAAUUGUCUCUGGUAGUUCAGAUGUGCUGGUACCUGGAGCCUGAGAGUGCUCGUCCGUUUGUUUGGGAGAAAAUCCCUUCUGAAUGGGUACCUGCACAAAUAAGCAUCUCUACAUAUUCCAAAUGCCAGCACAACCAAGGGAUGGUCAGUUCCCAAUUUACCUAGAAUCCCUGGGUCUGACCAUCAUAGAUACAUCAUCAUACAUAUUUAUGCCUCGUUUCCCCAAUGUGCCGGGAUCAUAUGUGCAGGGUUAACGUCUUGUAAUUGAUUGUACCAGGUAACCGAGUUUCGGUUGGUGCUAGUUGUACAGUAGCGUGAGGCCCAGCCUUGUGAGGGCUGUGACAUACUCGAGAUUGCCAGUCUGUCGUAAAUUUUUUGGCUCAUGAGUUUGAGUGAGGCUAGCAUGGCCUGGGUGUCACCUGAGUUGGUGUUGCUGGGCCUUCCCCUGCCUCCGUGUUGUCCGUUGAUGUAUGGAGGAGUUUGAAUAACUCUGCUUUCCUUGCUGUGGCAGGGUAGGGGAUUUGUCGCCUCCUUAGGUCGGAGCCACAUCUCCUCUGCUUGAAGGUGUAUCACUUCUAGCCGGGGUGCCAGGAAGAGGUGAUUCUUCACCAUCUUUUUGAGAAAUACUUAAAUAACAAUAAAGAUUGCAAUUAUUAUUUGUACCCAGGGGUCUUGUACUGGCUUGCUAGCUAAGCCGUAAGGCGAAACGAUUAGGCUUGGUGUUUUUUGGUGACUGGUGAGGCCCUGCUAGUUGCCAAGUGGCUUGAGAGGCUCUAUCUAUGCUUGGCGCGAGGGGAUUUUUUGUGGCCACCGAACGUUGUGGCAGGAUGUUGGCCUCUCGGUGACAGUAACCAGAAAAUAGGAAGGGGAGUGACAGGUGAGGCCCUCUCUAUGAUACAAUGCGAGGCGGCUAGCUCACAAGUGGCCCGAGGGGUGUAUGCCUCCGAGUGUGAGGCGGGGUGUUGGCCUCGCGGGACCACUAACCGAAGCAUAAUGCAGAGAAAAAAAGGGGGUAAUACCUAUUGGGCCCUAGAACCCUAAUUGCCAGUACACUAUUACUAUUCCAGGGAAGGUAAGAGAUGGAUAACUACGUGAGCAGGUGUAUGUACCUGGUAGUAUGGUAUUGAACCUGACAAUCCGUAUAGGUUUUUUAGUAGUAACUGUAACCUGAAUGGAUAAAAUCGUAUGGCAUAAGGAAAUAUGGCAUAGACCAAUCUUAUCUUAAUACGUACAGUAUAUGUGAAAGUAAAGUGCUGUGAUAUGUAAAUAUUAAACAUCAUAUCCAUACUAGUUAAAUAUGUAUCAAUCUUAACCCAUUAAGUGCUGUAUGUAUGUGAACCAUAUUACCAGUUACGUAUAUACAGAUGCGUGUGCUACUGUGUAAUAAUAUGUGUAUUUAUAACAGAUGUUGAUAUACUGCUUGCAAUGUGAAUUGUUGUAUGCCUUAUUGAAUGGUCAGUGAACAUGGUGUUGCAAAAUGCAAGUGCACUGGAGAUCUGCCGAGUGCCCUAUAGGUGGCAGUGUAGUUGAUACUGAUUGGUAUGUGAAAUGUUGUUUGUCUGUUGACCUAUAGGGGUCAGUGUUUUGGUGUUUGUAAAACCCCAUGAAAAUUGUCAAUGUACUUGACAGACCUGUAGGUGGCAGUGUUGAUAGAACCACUGUUAGUCUUGAUGUGAAAUGUAAAUUAUUGUGAAUUAAACCUGAAGUUGAGCCCGUGUUGGAGUUUAAUUUAUGGUUUAUGGUUAGGUUUAAAACAAUCUUAUGUGUAAUUUAUAUUGGCUGGUAAUUGUAUAUGACAUGUGAAGACAGUUUUGCUGUUGACCAGUAGGGGUCAGAAAUGCUGAUUGUAUGGUAAAAUACCCUUUAACCCCUGAAGGAUACAUGACAUGUGAGACAUAUCAUGAUUCCCCUUUAUUCCAGAGUUUGGUCCUUAAGGGGUUAAUCCAAAUGCAAGGUUAACGUGAGAUCUGAGAGUGACCUGUAGGGGUCAGUGUGGUUUAUGUGAAACAUUGUUCGUGAGCUAUGCCCCAAAACGAAACGAGCAGUGAGAUUCGAAAUGCAUGCACAGAAUUGCCUAGUAUGUUUAGGCCAUUGAAACAGAAUGUGUUCCCGUUCGGGAGUUUGCUAAUGCUAGAAAUGAGCCAGUGACAGAUAUAAACAAGUGAGUUUAAACGAAUGAUAUGCAUGAACAUCCAAUGCUUUUAGGACAGAUUUAGACAAAAUGCAGCCGUAAAGUGAGGACCUGACCCGUGCAUGGUGCCAUGGGACUGAUGCCUGGCGUAACGGGUAGGUCGACUUACGGUUUGUGAGUCACUUUGACGCCAACCACGGCGAUGGAUUGAAGAAAGAAGGUGGUAGGCAGGAAAAGCCUGUGGAAUUAUUAUUAUUUUUUUUUUUUAUUUAUUUACUGGAUAUAUCCAGUUUCCCUUUCCAAUUUCACCACAUCACUGCUUCUAUUUUAUAUUAUUGCCUUUAUAGCAUUCGUCUGUGACAAUUUUUCUCUAAUUUCAAUAGAGAUUUCUAAAUUCAGCCUUUUUAUAGAUAAUAUUAAAAUUUUUCAAAAAUAGAUCUUUCUUUUUACUUUAUUUACGUUUAAAUACACCCUUAUUGAUGUUCCAGAUGUUUGCCAACUUCCAAAAUGGCGGCCGCUGUGUGUGUGUGUGUGUGUGUGUGUGUUGUAAUACACAGACCCCCUUUAUAAGUACUACUACAAUGUGCCACAUAUUUCUACUGCCUUACCCAACUUAAAUAUUUAUUAUCUAUAUCUAUAACUUCACUGCUAUCUAGCUAAUCUUUAUCAUUGUAUGUUUUUUGGGAUUGUUCCCGGAUUGCCCCCUGGACUUUAAAUGGCGUCCAAGGAACUUCCGCCUACGUCUCUAUUAAGUGGGAAUAAAUAUGACCAUACCCGGAACAGGAAACAUCAUUGACGUAAACCAGAAGUGACAUGCUAUCCACACCGAUAUUGAUUUACAUCAUUAGAGACCUUAUAAAACACCAGAGACCCGACCAGCAAGCAUUGACUUUUGAUAAAGCUUUGGCAUAACGCGUCAAGUGAGGAGGAGUAAGGACUACGGCAAGAGACUGUUUGUUUGUUUUUUUUGUUAGGAUUUUUUUAUAUUUUUUCUAUACCACUUGUUUUUAUACUGUUUAAUUGUGAUAAAGUACUUUGUAUAUUCUUAUAUAUAAGAAUGCCCUACUCACCUCAUAUCCAGUUUUUAUGCUGCUGAUUCCGGGUCUAUGAUAUCCCUAGGUGGGGAUUGUUCCACCUGACGUCCUUUUCACUAGAGCAGAUCAUUGCUGUAGUAGAUGUAAGUAGGUUUAUAUCUUUCUUUUUUUAUACACCUACAUACUACACCAUAUGGUUUAUCUCUUUACUUUUGUGCUGCGCUAUUAUUGUGUCUUUUUAUUUUAUUUUAAUCUAUACUUCUGGAAAUCGUUCCAGUUACGUAUCUAAUAUUUUUGUCAUUAGCGCUGUUCACUUUACCAUAGUUUCUAUAUACUGUGUAGUGUAUGAGAGGUAAAUAUACAGCCCCUGGGUAUAUACUAAGAGUCUCCCCUCUGAUGAGUUACAUACAAAGUGACGGCAGAUAAGAAUCAUUCGAUUCCUAAAAUUUUUAAACCUUUGCCACUCUAAUUUAAGACUAUGUACUCUUGGUAGUUUUUCUUCUUUUAAAUAUAGUCUCCUCCUUUACGGUGUUGAUUCCCUUUAUAUAUUUAAAUGUUUCUAUCAUAUCCCACCUGUCUUGUCUUUCCUCUCUAUACAUGUUAAGAUCCUUUAACCUUUCCUGGUAAAUUUUAUCCUGCAAUCCAUGAACCAGUUUAGUAGCCCUUCUCUGAACUCUCUCUAAAGUAUCAAUAUCCUUCUGGAGAUACAGUCUCCAGUACUGCGUACAAUACUCCAAGUGAGGUCUCACCGGUGUUCUAUACAAUGGCAUGAGGACUUCCCUCUUUCUACUGCUAAUACCUCUGUAGCGGACUGUGUUUUGCUACUAUCUACCUUUCAUAUUUUUUGCUGUCCAUACCCUUUAUUGUUGCAUUAUUUUAUAUUAUUUUCCACUGUUCGUUACGUAUAGGAAACAAGUUUACAAGCUGUCUUUUAUAUCAUUCACAAAGUGUCGUUCGGUGAAAAGAGUUAUACGAAUGAGGGUAAUCAUACGAACCAAGACAAAACCCAUUAUGUUGGACAUUUUCGUGCUUUUUAACCUACGAAUGGAGACCGACCGCAAGGCCAAAACACAUGGAAUUAUCUUUGGCUUACACCUCGUGUGCGGUCGGUAAAACUAAGACAUCCAUAAAACUUUCGAACCCCUGAAUCGAUGUGAGUGAUUUUUCAGUAUGUUGCUCCCCCAGAUUGGGGCUAUCAGAGGAUAUGUAAAUUAUGGGUGUAUGUUAUUGUUUUGGGGUACAUCCAAGAAUUGGGGAAAAUAGAGAAAAUUUAUGACAAACUUACCGUAAUUUUCUUUUCCUGGCUAUUUCUCAUGGCAGCAUCACUUAUGGGUAGCUCCUCCCUUAGUAGUCACAGGACAGGAAUUAAUUAAUCAGACUGAUAGGUAUAAAGAGUCCCUCCUCCCCUUACACCUCAGUCCAAUUAUAAAGCUGAAAUAGAGAAUGGGCGGAAACCCUAAUGCUGCCAUGAGAAAUAGCCAGGAAAAUAAAAUUACGGUAAGUUUGUCAUAAAUUUUCUCUAUUCCUGGCUAAUCAUGGCAGCAUCACUUAUGGGUAAUACCCAAGCUUCACAAAUCUAGGGUGGGAAAUAAUAACGUAAAAAAUUACACCAAGCCGAACACAUGCAGCAAAGAAAGUUUAAUAUCAACUGGAUAAAGAGACCGUAGAGAGGACACUCUUCCCAAAGGUGGUGGAACGAGACUCCACAUCAAGUUUGUAGUGCUUCAUAAACGUCAUUGGAGAAGACCAAGUGGCUGCUCUGCAAAUAUCAUCGUAUGGAACCUCUGCCCAGAAGUUGAUAAUGCUCUAGUAGAAUGUGUUUUUAUCACCUUUGGAGGUGAUAGACCUUUAGAGACAUACGCCUUCUUAAUUAUCAGAGAAAUCCAACGUUUCAACGUAGACAAAGAGGCCGCCUCACCUCUCCUAGCUCCCAACGGCAAAACGAAGAGUUGGUCCGUCUUACGGAAAGACUCAGAACGUCUAAGAUACGCAGACAAGCAGCUCAUGACAUCCAAACGUUGCCAUCUAACCUCUUCCUGAGAAGAGGGGUUGGGGUAAAAUGAUGGAAGAACCACUUCUUGAGAGAGGUGAAACUGAGAAACCACCUUAGGAAGAAACUCUGGCUUUGGUUUCAGACAUACCCUAUCUUGGUAGAAUUGUAAACAAGAAGAUGAUGUAGAAAACGCCUUAAUCUCUGAAAUCCAUCUUGCGGAAGUAAUCGCCACCAGAAACAAAGUCUUAUACGUCAGGAGAGUAGCAUCCAAACCUUCAAGAGGAACAAACGGAUCCUCCGUGAGAUAAUUUAGCACCAUAGGAAGGUCCCAAGGAGGGGUAGUAGACCUGGAAGGAGACCUCAACCUGAAGGCCGCUUUGAAGAACCUGGAAAUUAAAGGAUCCGAAGCCCAAGAGAUGUUGCACAAAGCUGAGAGUGCCGAAGACUGAACCUUUAAGGUGCUGAGACUAAGGCCCUUGUCCAGGCCCUCUUGCAGAAACUCCAAAACUUCAGUAUUGCUAGGAUGUAGAAAGUCCACAUUAUUGGACGAUGCCCAAGACUGGAACACAUCCCAGACCCUAUGGUAGCAUGAGGAAGUGGAAGCCUUUCUAGAGAGCAGAAGGGUAUUGAUCGCAGCCUCCGAGAGACCUAGUACUUUGAGUCUUUCCUUCUCAAGAUCCAUACCCCCAGUUUGAGGCGUUCUGGAUGAGGAUGGAAUACCCGGCCCUGUGUAAGCAGAUCCUCCAUCACUGGCAGAGGCCAAGGCUGUUCUUGGCUCAUCGUGGUCAAUAGGGGGAACCACGGUCUCCGAGGCCAAAUUGGAAUUACGGCAAUGACUUUCCUGCCUUCCGACCAAACCUUCCUCAGGAACCUGGGUAUCAUAGGUAGGGGAGGGAAAGCAUACCCCAGAUCGAACGACCAAGGGAGAGAGAGAGCAUCUUGGCCCAGAGCCUGACGGUCCGGGUGGAGAGAGAAGUAAUUCUCCACCUGGUGAUUUUGAGAUGAUGCCAUCAGGUCGAUCUGGGGCAUGCCCCACCGAUGAACAAUUUCUGCAAAGAUCGCCGGGUGAAGAUGCCAUUCUCCCGGAAGAAUUUCCCUUCUGCUGAGGAAGUCUGCUGUUACGUUCUCCGAGCCUGGGAGAUAAAAGGCCUUUAGACCUUGAAGAAACGUCAUGGCUAUAACCAUUAAGGGAGCGAGUUCUAACAGCAGCAAUCUGCUCCUUGUGCCACCUUGGUUGUUCACAUACGAGGCCACCGCUCGGUUGUCUGUUUUGAUUAGGACCCAAGAGUUCUUUAGCCUUGGUAGGAACCUCAAAACGGCCUUGUAAACCGCUCUUAGUUCCCUUAAAUUUGAGUGUAGGCGACUCUCUUCUCGGGUCCACUUCCCUUGAGUCCAUACCGAACUGAAGUGGGCACCCCACCCAAAAGAACUGGCAUCUGUCGUAAUAACCUUCCAAGGGGGGUCUUCCAACGGGAAGCCAGUCGUCAAAUUCUUCUCGCUCCUCCACCAGUUUAAGGUGUUUCUUACCGGAAGGGGAAGAGAUCACCUGUUCCCAAUUUGCUUCCACUCUGUUGAACUGGAGAAGGAAGCAGUUCUGAACCGGACGGAACUUCCACUGGGCCCACUUCACCAAGCCUAUUGUAGACAUCAAGGAACCUAGGAGGCUCAUGACUACUCUUGCAGGUGCAGCUUCGAGAUCUUGUAGGCCCCUUACUUUGUCUCUGAUCUUCUCGACCCUUUCUGGUGACAGGAACACGUGUGCAGACACGGUAUUCACUACUGCCCCCAGGAAAAUAAUCGUUUGCGCAGGAACCAGGGAGCUCUUUCCCAAGUUCAGGAGCCAACCAUGGUCUUGAAGGAUGGACAUUGCGACUAAUGUAUGUUGAGCCACGACUCCUUGAGAUGGACCCAGGAUAAGAAUGUCGUCCAAGUAAUGGAAUAUCUCGAUACCUUUUUCCCUUAUAAAGGCUAUUAAGGCAACCAGAACUUUUGAGAACGUUCUUGGGGCUAGACUGAGGCCAAACGGUAGACCCCGGAACUGGAAGUGCCUUCCUAGCGCCCAAAACCUGAGAAACCGUACAUGAUCUUGAUGUAUCGGAAUAUGAUAGUAGGCGUCCCUUAAAUCUAUAGAGGUCAUCCAGUCUCCUUUCUUGACACACUACAAGAUGGUCCUCAAGGAUUCCAUUUUGAAUGUCCUUACGUUGAGCAAGGAGUUUACGCCUUUCAAAUUCAAGAUGAGACGCCAUUUUCCCUGAUGUUUUGGGGCCAAGAAUACCGUGGAAUAAACACCUUGGAACCAUUCUUUUUUGGGAACUUCUUCUACCACUCUUUGUUCCAGGAGCACCGAAAUGCAGGAUCUCAUGGCCCUUCGUUUGAUGCCUACCGGCACCUUUGAUUUUUUGAAGAAUGCACUUUUUGGGUGAGAUGAGAAUUCUAUUCUGUAACCUUCUUUCACUAUAGAAGUGACCCAUAGGUCUGAAAUGUUGCUGGCCCAUCUGGGGUAAAAGAACUUCAGUCUUCCUCCCACCAUCCCCGAACGGGCCUGGAGACCUUCAGAAGUUUUUUCCUGAGAUUCUAGGACCCCUACCUCUGGAAGCCUUAUUGGAAGAAGAGUGCGGAUAGGAUUUCCAUGUGGAAUUCCUGGAAAACUCCCUACCUGGCUUAUAGCUUCUGCUGUCCCGAAAGGACCGAUCCUUGAAGCGCUUGGUCUUCCAGGAGGAGGAAAAAGUCUUCCUGCCAGAUUGAGGUAAGAACGCCUUUUUCCCAUCAGCAGCUUUUUGAAUAGCAUCUUCCAAAAUCUUUCCAAAGAGGAGAUCCCCUUGAAACGGAAAAGCACACAGGGAAGCCUUAGAUGCAUAGUCAGCACUCCAUGAAUGCAGCCACAAAGCCCUUCUAGAAGCCACAGACAGGGCCAUGCUUUUAGCAAUCAUGCGAGUGAUAUCCAGGGAGGCUUCUGAACAGAAUUCCGUGGCUAGAUUAAGGUCCUUGAGGCUUUCCAACAGAUGCUCCCUUCGGAUACCUCGUUCAAUGUCAUCCUUCAGAUUAGCGAGCCACACUUUCAAGGCUCUGGAAAGAGUCGUCAGUGCCACUGCCGGAUGAAGGGCGGACCCAAGGGCCAAGUAGGCUUUAAUUAGGUCUCCAUCCAAACGCUUCUCCAUAGGCUCCCUGAGAUAUGCCAUAGAGUCUAUAGGCAGUGUAGUUUUCUUAGCCAUAUGGAUCACUGCCGCGUCAAUUUUAGGAACAGAGUUCCACAGACCGCAAUCCACCGCAGAGUACGGAUAAACCCUCGCAAACUUACUUUUUAAGGUGGACUUCUUUUCAGGUUUAUUCCAUUCUUGAAGGAUCAUAUCCCUGAUUGACGUAUGUACUGGGAAAGUAGGUCUGUUAGGCUUUAGGUCCUCAAAAAACCUGUCAGCCUCCUUCAAAUCAGAUCUUUCUUCAGUGAGACUAAGCGUGUCUCUAAGAAGGGCAAUAAGUCUAUCCACAGACCUGGAGUCCAGAGACCUGGAGGUAUGAUCAGCUUCCUCCUCACCAUCAUCCGAAACCUCCCAGACAUCAGGGUCCUCAUCAGAGCUGGAAGACUGAGGUUCCGCUCUGCGUCUCUUACUUGGACCACUAGAACCCGUGGUGGUCCUAAAGCCCUCAGCAAUAGCCUGAGAAAUCCAGAGCUUAAGGUCAUCUUGAGGAGAGCUCCUACUAGGGGCAUCAGCGACUUCCAACAAGCAUUCCCUGCAAAGGUUCCUUCCACUCUGAGCGGAUGAAGAACAAUUAAUGCAUUUAUUUGACUUAUCCCGAGAUUUUCUCGCUGGAGAGUCCAAAUGAACGCUGGGGCUGGAAAAAAGCCAUAUAUGACAUAUAUUACAGGCUCAGUAUGGCACUCUUUUAACAACCCCCCCCCCCCUACACCAUAAAUAAAUGGCUCACCUAUGUUUUCUAGAGAGGGAUCUUGCAGAGGCAGAGGGAGAAUCCAUACUACAACAAGAAACAAAACAAACUUCAGGACCAAAUUCCCUAAAGGGAAAGAGGCAGACUGACCAGAAAAACUUCAACAAUAAGCAAGAAUCAGUAAUCCUACCUUAAGAGCAGAGCAACCACUAUGCAGCCAGAAAGCCAACAGGAGCUGAGCCAGACAGGUAUUCCAAGCUGUAGAGAGAAACCCAGAUACUCCAAACUUCAGUGUGAAAAAAGGGCAGCAUGAACAGCACUAAGGGGCUGAAAUAAUCCCCUUAAAUAUGUCCGGGCGGCGAACAGCUGACCGCCCGGUUCGCGCAUGCGCAGAGCGGUGGAACGCACGCUAUGCGUUCCACUUGCUCGCGACCGGCAGAACACUCCCGGUUUCGCCGGAACUGGCUGCAAAACAGCCGGCUGGAACGCAAAUGCGUUCCAGCCCCCAAACCCCAAGCCCCAGAGGGGGCCCCAAGGGGCAGGGAACCCUGAGCACGUCCCCCCAAGCCAGAUAACCGGAAAAAGGGGGCAAGAAGGAGCAACAGAGGAAGGGAGAGACCCUUCCAGCCCCCACUCAUCAUGGAUUCCCCAAAAACUGCCAACAAGGUAUGAGGGGGGGGGUAUAAAACCCCAAUUAGUAGGGGCAGGUAGUAACAGGGGAAUUUUUAAGGCUUAACCAACCCCACCAUAAACCAGAAGCAUUAGUGUUUCCCUCAAACACUUACUUUCCCACGGUGCAGUUCAGUACUUACACUGAACCUGACCCAGUUAGUCCUGCUCAUGCAGGCUGUUUACUGGGUCCUUCAAAUGAAGAGAGGCUGAACUUCAUUUGGAACGAACCCACGACAAACGCAGGAAGGUGAGCCAUAAAACAAAAUUGUAAAAAAAGUCCUGUAGAACCUGCUAAGGACAGGAAAAAAGACUGAGGUGUAAGGGGAGGAGGGACUCUUUAUACCUAUCAGUCUGAUUAAUCUAAUUAAUUCCUGUCCUGUGACUACUAAGGGAGGAGCUACCCAUAAGUGAUGCUGCCAUGAUUAGCCAGGAAAUAUGUUUUAUAACUUCUAUGUAAUUAAGUUAUCUCUCAGGCUGAGGGGAGGGAAUAUGUGUACUGUAUCCAGCUAUUGAUUGGUUCAUGCCUAAUUCUCUGUGGGUGUCUCCCUUGCUUGGGAGAAAUGUAUAAAAACUGAGUGUGUGGAUUAAAAGACCAGUUCUGCUCCUGAUACUGAGUGUCGUCCAGUUAUUGGGAAGGGUGAUGGGAGAUCCGUGGAAUUAUUUACUGCUUAUGCUGAACUUCUUAUAAUAUCCUGCUUGUUCCUGAGUAAUUGUUGGAGUGACCAGCGGAGAAUCAGCCCUGCUACCACUGCUCUCCGCUACAACCUCUCCCUAUACAACCAAGCAUUCUGCUAGCAUUUCUUGCUGCUCUAUUACAUUGUCUGCCUACCUUUAAGUCAUCAGAAAUAAUCACCUCUAAAUCCCUUUCCUCAGAUGUUGAGGUUAGGACUCUAUCAAAUAUUCUGUACUCUGCCCUUGGGUUUUUACCUAAGAUGCAUUAUCUUGCACUUAUCCACAUUAAAGGAACACUAUAGAUACCUAAACAACUUAAGCUUCAUGAAGCAGCUUUAGUGUACAGAAAAUGCCUCUCAGGUUUCACUGCCCAAUUCACUGCCUUUCAGAAGUUAAAGGACCACUAUAGGCACCCAGACCACUUCAGCUCCAUGAAGUGGUCUAGGUGCCAGGUCCAUCUAGUGUUAACCCUGCCUGCUGUAAACAACUGCUAUAUUUACACUUGGGCUAAUCCAGCCUCUAGUGGCUGUCUCAUUGACAGCCGCUAGAGGCGCUUCCGCGCUUCUCACUGUGAUUUUCACAGUGAGAAGACGCUGCCGUCCAUAGGAAAGCAUUGAGAAAUGCUUUCCUUUGGACUGAUAGAAUGUGCGCGCGGCUCUUGCCGCACAUGCGCAUUCGGCAGAUGACGUCGGAAAAGUCCUCGACGCUGGAGAAAUGUAAAAAUUUAACUUCUUCCUCCUAUUAAUACUAUAGUGCCAAGAAAAUUAGUGGUCCUUUAAAUCACUUUGUCACACCUUCCCUGGCUCUGAUUGGCACAGCCUGCAUGAAAAAGAACUGGUUUCAAUUUCAAUCAGAUGUAAUUUCCCUGUAUCUCUUGUAUUCUCUGUAAAUUGAACUUUUUUUUUUUUCUUUAUUUUGUUCGUGCAUAGGUUAAACAAGCAGAUUUGCUCUGCCACAACAGCUGGUGCAAACAGAUUUUUAGACCAUUGAUAACAGUAGUGUGGCAUCAAUAGCAUUGCACUUUUUUUUUACAUUUUUUUUUUUUUUUUUAAUAUGGAAUAAACAGGAUUAGAACGUGAGCCUUCAAGUCAAUAAACGGUAAAUACUUGUGGACUGAAUAUGACACAGUAGCUAGACAAGAAGGGGUUAAUAUAUCGAUGUAGCUGACAUCGCCCCCGUAAGGCUGAGGCAUAUAAGGUAAGUGUGUUAGCGAGAUUAAGUGAAAACAUAUGUACCCGAAUGAUAACGCUAACUUUUAGGUGUGUUAAUAGGCAUGUACAGGCAAGGUGGCUUUAAACAGGCAUUUUGUGUGCCUAGUGAUUUGGGCACUUGUGAGGUAAGCCCGCAGUCAGCCAACUCCCGACAUCGGGAUGCACAGAGGAUGUGUAAGGCAGUUAUGAGGCAUGUUGUACCGGAGUUAAUCUCCAGUGGGUCUCUACCCGCGAUCUGUCUUGCAUUCUAAACAGUAUAAGUGUGAUGCAGGUGUUGAGACAAACAAACGAAAAUAAAAAGGAGACAACAGGUCAACAAAAAUUAAAUAAAAUGAGUGUUCAUGCUAUAAUGCAGGAGCCAUCCCCAAUACUCGGGUGAGGUAUCUUGGCUACAGUCCUCUUAGUAAUCCGAAAUCAGCCGACGCCUGAUCUGCUAAACCUCUGGGGCUGCGCGUGAGCCGCUAGGAUCCAGGCAGUGUCCAGAAUUGCAGGUAUCUUGGAUGCCCCUGGGGUCCCUCCAUGCCACUUCAGCACUGUUUCGGCCCCAUGAUAAGUGGACAUUGAGGAUUGCAGAGAUUUUGGGUAGUCCUUGGCGUGAGAGCGUUUGGUAGUCACUUUAAUCCCGUUUGCAGGAGCUCUCUGUUGGUCGGCAGGUCCUGUUGGUCGGCAGGUCCUUCAGCCUCUGCGUGUCCCGUCGAAUCUGCGCUUUGUUGGGCACCUGCCAGUUUGGGAUUCCUUCUGGGUCAUCAGCAGGUGAGGGGCAUUGUGUGAACAGGGAAAAGCCUCUCAGUCUCAUCUCCAGAUGAAGCCAAAAAGCUGCAAAGAUGGUGUUGAUUCUGAGAGGUGAGACUGCAGGGACUUGAUCUAUACACCAAAACUGCUUCAUUAAGCUAAAGUUGUUUUGGUAACUGUAGUGUCCCUUUUAAAUGUCAGUUGCCACAGCUCUGACCAUUUUUCUAGUUUACAUAAAUCAUUUGCCAUUUGGCUUAUCCCUCCUGGAACAUCAACCCUGUUACAUAUCUUAGUAUCAUCAUCAAAGACAUACCUUACAAUCAAGACCUUGAGAGAAUGGGUCCAAGUACAGAUCCCUGAGGUACUCUACUGGUGACAAGACCAUGCUUCGAACAUACUCCAUUGACUACAACCACUGGCAAAACACGUGUCAGUGACUCUACUGACUUUCUUCCUAGGAUCUUAAAAGGACACUAUAGUCACCAGAACAACUACAGCUUAAUGUAGUUGUUCUAGUGAGUAUAAUCAUUGCCUUCAGGCAUUUUCAUGUAAACACUGCCUUUUCAGAGAAAAGACUGUGUUUACAUUGCCCCGAGGGACACCUCCAAGUGGCCACACCUCAGAUGGCCACUGGAGGUGCUUCCUGGUUCAGUGCUGCACAGUAAGCAGCCCUGCCGUUCAGCGUCCCCACGCUCUGCAUGGAGGUGCUGAAAUUUCCUCAUAGAGAUUCAUUGAUUCAAUGCAUCUCUAUGUGCAGGUCCUGAUUGGCCAAAAUGGUAUUUGGCCCCACCCCGUUCCGAUUUUAGCCAAUCCAAUGCUUUCCCCAUGGGAAAGCAUUGGAUUGGCUCAAAAGCAGCCAUUUCGAUGUCACAAAGGGGGCGGAGCCAGUGCCGGCGGACCCGCCCGGCGCUAGAAAUAAGGUGAGUUUUAAACUUUAUUUAUAAGGGGGGGAGGGCAAGCCACCUAAAUGGUGGGUUUAGCACUAUAUGGUCAGGAAUACAAGUUUGUGUUUCUGACCCUAUAAUGAUCCUUUAAUAUUUUCAGUCACCAUACGAUACGAAUAUACUUGCUGACUUAUCACAGAGCAAAGGAAAGUCACUAGAUCCAUUUCUAUUUUUUAGCUUGUUGCUUUUAGUUCGGCUCUUGUGCCGUUCUCGAUUUUGGUAGUCAUGUUAGCCAGCACUUUUAGAUUCAGUUAGAAUCAUGAGGAUUACUAGGAACAGGCGAUAGUUGGGGGUGGAGGGGAUGGGGCUUUGUGGUAUCUCAGGGUCCCCUCAAAGGCACUUGUGGGCAUCUUAGUCAAUUUUUUUCCUCCUGCCGUAGUUAACCCCUUCUGCCGGUCAAUAUCUAUUUAUCUUUUACUCUCUAUUUAGAGUUGCUGUGCUAAGAGGCCAGGCUGUGAGCUUUAGUCUGAACCUUGGGAGAGUGUGAUUACCACAUUCGUUUUGCUAUACAGGUUAUUUCUAUUUGUAACUAAUAAUUUUUUUGUUAAAGCAGUUGCGAUUCACUGCAUUUACUUUGGAUACAGUGUAUAGUCUCCACAAUCUGGGCAUUAAAUGGGAUAACUCGUAUAGCAUCUCAGUAUAUACUUCAUUCUUAAAUAGAUUUACUGUAUACAUUUUUAUUUAGAAUUACUAAAAGUUUUUUUUUUUAUUAUUAAUUGCUGGUAUAUGGUAUAUCAGUUUCAGUAUAUUCUUGUCUUUUCACUAUGGUAGAUCAACCCCCAAUUGUUGGUGUUGUAUAUAUUUGCUCCAUUCCUCUAUCCGUGUGUGAGUAUUUGAGGUAAAUAUACAGUUCCUCUGUCAUUUUUAGUGAUUUAAUUAAUUUUCAAGCAUUAUGCAUUUUACAUGUGAAGUGUUUGAAAUGUAUUAUAUCUCUAAUUUACAGAGCCAUAGAAUAUUCUAAUUCCUGUCCACAACCCCAGAGCCUGUUCUCAGGCUGCCUGAUUGGCUUAAUGAUGACAAACACAAACAGGAAUCAGAUUGUCAAGAGGAUCCUGGAUCUGACCCUGGAGGUCAACUUACUGCUGACUGGAGAGGUGAGGGAUUCUGGGAAUGUCACAGCAACUACACACUUUUAUCCUAUGUUAUGACAUGGACCUGGAGAUAAUUAUGGGCGUGAUUUUUGAAGUAAAUACUCGGUAAAUAUUUACAGGCAGACUAUAGUUACUAGAACAAUUACUGAUUAAUGUAGUUGUUCUGGUGUUUUUCAAUAUAAACCCUACCUUUUUCGAAAAAAGGUAGUGUUUACAUUACUGACUAGGAUCACCUCAAGUAGCAGUCACUCAGAUGGCCAUUUGUGGUGCUUCCUGGGUCAGUCCUUCACAGUGUGCAGCACUGGCAUUCAGUAUCUCCAUGCUCUGCAUAGAGGCGCUCAAUGUUCGCCAUAUUCAAUGCAUCUCUAUGAGGAGAUGCUAAUUAGCAAGAGCGGGGUUUGGCUGACUUCGCUGCCUGAUUGACUGAUGUUCUAGGCCUACGUUGCCAUUUAUACUCUAUUGUAACCUUGGGAGGAAUAUUUCCACCAAAAUGGAAUAUCAUUUUCAAACGUAGACAACUCUGGUUAUGGCACAUUGGGUGUAUUGUGUAUCCAGUUUAUCAUGACCUUAGUGUAGCCGUUCUUAAUGUAAAUAGGGACAGGCCAAGUGUCAGGGGAUCCAGAAAUCAGAGUGGUCAGGAUAACGAGCCAAUAAGGCGAUACAGCAAUUGACAAAGAGUAAUCCGGAAAAGCCAGGGUUAGGAAGCCAGAAUUACCGUUAACCAGCAACUUGUGACCUUAUAGUUUAACCCUUUAUUGUAGACUUUGAAACCGUCAGAAACACACAAGCCUGGUAGAUAUGGACAUGAAGGGACUCUACACUUUCUCUGGGUGACCUUUCACAGGCUGUGGUGGGGCAUUCUAGAAGGUAACAGCCUGCUGCAAUGUCUCUGGGUAUCUUCUGUCUUAAAGGGACAUGCAUCACUUUGUAAUCAUUUUUUUUAUACCAGCAAUAAAACCCUUUUAAAGGACCUCUAUAGUGCCAGGAAAACAAAUCCUGGCACAAUAUAAUCCUAAGGUGUGUCCCCCCCACCCACCCUCAGGGUCCCCCUCUGGCUGGGUUGAAGGGGUUAAAACCACUUCAGCCACUUUCCUUUAUCCAGUUAAAACCACUUCAGCCACUUUCCUUUAUCCUUUAUCCCUCGGUGCUGAUGACCUCUCCUCCCCAUCCGACGUCAGCUCACGAGUGGAGCCGCAUGCGCGGCCAGAGCCACGCGCACAUUCAAACCACCCAUAGGAAAGCAUUACGAUGCGGAAACACCUCUAGCGGCUGUCAAGAAGACAGCCACUAGAGGCUGGAUUAACCCUGCAAUGUAAACAUAGCGGUUUUUCUGAAACUGCUAUGUUUACAGCUCCAGGGUUAAAACCUGGGGGACCUGGCACCCAUACCACUUCAUUGAGCUGGGUGACUAUAGUGGUCCUUUAAACAAAAAUAAAGAAAGAAAGUCUUUAAAAGUAUGUAAUAAACAUUUAUAAAUUUACUGUGAACUCCUCUUGGCUAAGGCAGUUUCUUCAGACUCCCCCCUCCCUUUAUCCCACCCAGUUCAGUUUCAGAUCAGUGCACUAAUGACAGAAACAGGUCAUUGUACAGCAGCGGGAGAGAGAAACCUGAUACUGGAGCCUUCUCUGCAUGAACACACUGAUCAGACUCCCUCUCUUCUCCCCCUCUCAGGAUGUUGCAAGGUGAAUAGAGUUUCCAGCUGUGCAUGUGUAAAUCUGUAAGGCACGCACAUUGCACUUUUCAAGCAUUCUUAGGGAUAGAAUACUGAUUGGUUUGAUCAGUGUUCUUCCACCCCCUCCUCCCCCCCAGUCUACAGGGUGAAACAACUGUCUCAUUCAAAGCUACAGCUUUACAAUGAGAAAUUAAUUUCAAAGUGAUGCAUGUCUUUUAAAUGUGAAUGGAUUAGGGGGCUGGAUAAACAAAUUCUCUGCUUAACGCUUAAGUGUUAAUUUCAGGUUAUUAUAUGAUUUACCUGUGCCUGCGUUUUUUGUAUAGCACAUACAAAUUGUAGACUGCAAUCUGGGUUAGGUAUAUGACAGAUUUGUGUGCCUGGUUUUGGUUUUGCAGUGAACCAGAUAUGGCGCAAAGCUGUUGUUGUGCUGUUACGGUUUUUGCCAUAGCUUAGCUUCCGAGGGUAACCUUUACAAAUUUUGCACCAUGUGCCACAGGCUAGGGUGUCAAAGUACAAUUUUUAAAAUAAGUCUACACUAGCAUGACUAGUUGUCAACCCAUACAUUGUAGCCUUUGUUCAUCAAGGGUAAAAGAUCCCACACAAUUUUGCCGUUUAGGCCCACAGAAUCAGGGCAGCCUCAUGGACGGAGUUCGCAAUCUUUGUUUUCAUAAAUGUAAAAAGCCAGGUACACUCUAUAGUGUAUUGUAGUGUCGGUUAUGUAACGGAUCACCUUGCACCCCGACUGGGUUCCUCCGUUGAAGGAUGCUCCUAGCGCUUCCUGAGGGCUCCAAGCACUCCAGUCGACACCAUAACCACCGUAGACUCCUCCAGAGAGCAAGGCAUUAACAAGCUCUUACAAGAGAUUAGUAGUGAUUUAGCAAGGGAGUAUGACAAGCAUGGCAAUCCCUUGUAGCAGAUUCCCCCAAUAAGAGACGGCACUCCAAAUUGAGGGUGAAGUAGAACGCCUUUACUUGGCACCAAAGGGCCUUCUUUUACGGAGGUCUUACACAUACAGGACCGCCCACAGGGUUUUUCAGAACAACCAAUAAAAACAUUACAACACAUACAAUAAAGUAAACCACUCACAGCAGAAAUCCUCCCCUCUGCCUGUGAUACAAUUAUCUCAAGACAAUAGACUAAAUUAAUUAGCACAGGCAGAAAAUAUACAGUUUUUACACAAUUGUUAUAACUUUAUAAGUAUGCAUGCAAUAUUAAUAAAAGUUACAUAUGUGAAAUCAGCGUCCUUCAAAUAUAAAUAUACUCAAAAAUCAUAAAAAUCCAUCCAGUAGAUGGACGUCCUUUUUGAAUGACUGCAAGCAUGGCUUUUCUGCCCAAAACCAGUUCCACAGGUCUAGCAGUGUCCCUGGGACAACACCCUGCUGGAGAACAAUAGACUGUAAACGGGGCAGGGGCACACCUUCCCAUGUAUUCAAAGGGGCAGAAAAAGUGUUUCAAAAUGCAAUAAGCCCAAAUAAGUUCCUUAAAGGGCAAUACAUCCCAGGGGCCAUAGUCACAUGGCAGGAGGCUGGCAAUCAGUCUUCUCCAAUGCCCAGUGGCGAGGCUGGUUCCACCACAUUUCUCCCCUUUCCCAACAUUACUAACAAGGUAUCUGACCUCCUGUCGGUCAGUGCCUUGGUUAGUCCAAUAACCCACCCACAAAACAAAAUUAACAGAGUGGCCCACCCACAAGAAUUGGUUACUGCUCCUGGGGUAGUGGGUAGCUUGUCCAUGUCCAGUGGCUCCACCACGGCUCUGGGGGGUACUAGCCCUCCGGAUCAGUAGGUUUCUGAGUGGGCAGAGACCAGCGGUACACUGUCCUAGUGUCAGCGCUACCAUGGGAGUAGCCUGGUUGGAGCCCAGCUGAGGAGAAGGGAUAGUAGGCUCCUCCCUCUAGACCUGUUGUUGCUGCUGGAGGGGAGGGGUAACGAGGCUCUCUCCUCCCGGUAGAGUACUCUGCCGCUGGGGAGCAGGACCGACUGUCCAUUCUCCCUGUAGCUUGGGCACAGAGACCACAGUCCCAUCUGGGGAGCUUAGUGUCUCCCCUGGGUGGGCUACGCUGCCGCUGGGAAGAGGGGGUAACAAGCUCCUCUCCCUUACACACUUUCAGCCGCUGGGGAGAGGGGGUAACAGCCUCCUCUCCCUGACACUCUCUCUGCUGGUGUCUGACUGUCUCCCCUUUCAAUAUACUGUCCCGCUGCUGAGAAGCGAGACCGACUGUCUCUGCUCCCUGCAGGACACACUGCUGCUGGGGAGGAAGGACGGCACCUUCGGCUCCCUGUGACUCACUGGACUGCUGGGGAGAGGGACAAACUGUCUCCUCUCCUAAGGACACACUCUACCGCUGGGGAGGAAGGACGGCACCUUCAGCUCCCUGUGAUAUAUACUGCCGCUGGGGAUCUGGGCCGACCGCCCAGCAUCCCUGUAGGGCAGGUAGAGAGACCACAGUCCUAUCUCCACCUGCCAUCUGUGGGUCUUCCCAGGACCAGUCUAUGAGGUCCGCUACCUCAGGUACCUCUGAUUGCUGUUGGGGAAGAGGACUGACUGUCUCCUUUCCCAUGGAUACACACUGCCUCUGGGGAGGAAGGACGGCACCUUCGGCUCCAUGGGACUCACACUGCUGCUUGGGAGGGCGGAUGACACCUUCGCCUCCCUGCAACUCACACUGCCGCUGGGGAGGAAGGACGGUGCCUUCGGCUUCCUGGUACUCACACUGCCGCUGGGGAGGGAGGACAGCACCUUCGGCUCAGAUUGUCUCCACUCCCUGUAACUCACUUGACUGCUGGGGAGAGACACCGACUGUCUCAUUUCCCAAAGAUACACACUGCCGCUGGGGUAGAUCAAAAGUUAGAUGGACAUCCUUUUUGAAUGACUGCAAGCAUGGCUUUUCUGCCCAAAACCAGUUCCACAGGUCUAGCAGUGUCCCUGGGACAACGCCCUGCUGAAGAACAAUAGACAGGAAAUGGGGGAGGGGCACACCUUCCCAUGUAUUCAAAGGGGCAGGAAAAGUAUUUCAAAAUGCAAUAAGCCCAGGGGCCAUAGUCACAUGUCAGGAGGCUGGCAAUCAGUCUUCUCCAAUGCCCAGUGGCGUGGCUGGUUCCGCCACAGGCUAUUUGGAUAGAAGUAUCUCUAAUGGCUGUCAGAGUGACAUGGAUAAAUAUGGACGUUAAGAUGUGUCAUUAUGCCGAACAUUUUAAAAGCCCAUGUUUUCCAGGAUGUAACACAUUCUAACAUCGUAAAUGAGUGUGGGGAUUGUGAUGCUAAGACAUUAUUAUAAACAGGUAGCCCUAGUAUAACAAUUCUCAGCCCUGUGCGCUAUACAAGACUUUAUGAUGGAGAAGGCUGGCAUCGCACACACAGACAGGGGUAGUAGUGACAGAGGUGGGUGGUAGAAGCACAUACUAGCAGGAUUAAGGUGAUUCCCCUUCCAGGAAAAAGAUAGUGAAACAUUAUAAAUAACUCCAAGGUAACAAAGUGAGUUUCUUUGUAGACUGAGAGAGAGAGAGAGUGAAGUAUAGACUUAGUUGGAGAGAUCGUUUAAUACGUGUUUCUUUAUGUGCAGGAUUACAUUGUUGUGAAGAGAUCUGACAAUUCUAUAAUACAGAAAAGCAGUCCCUGUGUGUUAAAAGGAUCUUACAAGAACCAGAGCUCCAGCACGGUGUCUGGACCUCACUCACUGAUACAUGAGGGAAUCAAUGAGCAGAAGAUCCUGGAACUGACAAAUGAGAUCAUCUAUCUUCUGACUGAAGAGGUGAGGUUGCUGGGAAUGGGACAUCAUAGAGUAAAACCAAAGAAUGUGUCUGGAUGGUGACUAUAUAAAGAUGUUGGGAUCUCACUGUCUGUUAUUUCUUGUAGGUUUGGAAGUAUUUAAAAGGGCAAAAGGAAACUUACAAGGAAGUGAUGAUGGAGAGUCACCACCCGCUCAUCUCACUGGGUGAGACCGUUUAAUCCGCAUUUUUGUUUGGUUAUAGAGCAGAUAUAAUUCACUUAUAUCAUCAAACACCUGGUACACAGUGUGAGAUCUGUACAGUUAUUACACACUGGUAAGCCGUAAGAACACAUUUUAAUUUUAUUUUUUAAUCUUUUAUUAGGAUCAUAGGUCAGACAUGAUGUUGUACAAGUCACAUGUGAUGGCCACUGCAUGUUUACAAGGCCCAUCCUUCAGUUAGGUUGUUCUGUAAAGUCACUGGUAAUCAUGAGCUUACCAGUUCACUAAUAGGAUAUUCUCCCUGGAUAGCUGCUGCAUGGUUUGGGAAAGUUGACCCCUACUGGACUAGAAGGCCUUCUUGUUCAUCCAGCUUCUAUGAGUUCUUCUUUGCUUGCAUGCUAAGUAGAAACUCAACUUGCUAAUCACUAAAGAAAUUGCUAUUGCAAGAAGUAAGUACUAAAAUUGUUAAAUAAUCUUUUUAAAUUGAGUCUCUCUAUUCUGAGAUUAUGACUGUAGAACUCUCCCUCUGAACCUCUGCCUGGCAGCAUUGAAUCUAUUUGUAGCGGAGCACUAGUUUCCCAUAGGCUUUCUCCGCCUGUUGCUCUUGUAACGACAAACUUAAAGAUUUUCAAGUAUUGUCAAUCUUCACAAGGAAGGGUUUCUAGUGGCUGUGUGAUAGACAGCCACUAGCGGUAUCCUUAUUGUUUCAGCAGCUUCUCAUUAAAGGACCACUGUAGGCACCCAGACCACUUCAGAUUAAUGAAGUGGUGUGGGUGCCAGGUCCAUCUAGGAUUAACCCUUUCUGCUGUAAACAUAGCAGUUUCCAAGAAACUGCUAUGUUUACCUAUGGGUUAAUCCAGCCUGUAGUGGUUGUCUCAUUGAGAGCCGUUAGAGGCGCUUCCGCGCUUCUCACUGUGAUUUUUCACAGUGAGAAGAUGCCAGCGUCCAAGGGAAAGUAAAAGUAACAAUAAAAAAGGCUGCGCCACAUAAAAUCAAAAUAAAAAUAAGAUAAAAACCAAUAAGAGAGUCCAAAUUGUGAGUCCUUACGGAUAUUCUUAUUGAGAGGCUGGUAGGAUGGUUGAUUCUUCAAAUAUAAUGGUGGGUCCUCUUAUAUGAAAGAGAGAAAAGACGGACAACAAAUGGUGCAGUAUAUCAAGUCCAAAUUGUGACGUAUUGAGAGAUAAUAAUUGAACACUCACAUUUACAAGAGCUUUUGUCCAGCUCUGAGAUAAGGCGCACACAGCGGUAUGAUCCCCGCUUAUGGGAUAUAUGUGGUAGGAUAUCUCUCCGUCAAGGAUGAUCAGUUCUCGGAAGGAAGAAGAGACAGCCAAUAGUGCUCACUGUAUAGUGGUGAUGGUAUAAAUUGAAUAAAAAACGUACUUACAAAUAGAGAGCAGGCGAACUGCUCUAUGAUGACAGCGUAAGUGGAUUGAUCCCCACUUAAGGAUUUCUUGGGGUACUGGAAUCUUCCAAUUUGUUGGUACAAACCAAUAAGUGGUUGAAAAUAAUAAUAAAAUAAUUCAGUAAAAUAACUAUAAAAAUAAAUAUGAAAAAGCCAGGGUAAAAAUAAAAGAAAUGUGUAUAAAAAGAUAAUUGGCACAAAUAAAUAACCAAAUUAACUUUAAUAUUAAAACACAAUUAAAUAUCCAUAACGCGUUUCGUCACAAAAGACUUUAUCAAAUGGAAUAACCAAUUGAGAAUGAUUUCCUAUGGACUGGCUGAAUGCGCGUGCGGGUCAGGGGAAAGGAGGCAUUAAAGGGUUAAACCACCACUUAGUAGAUCUUCCCCUUCCAGAGACACAGGCACAGCUACUGUAGACAUCAAUCCACCGAACCGGAGAAGCAUAUGAAUGCUGUAAACAGCCGACCCGGAACCAUACGAAUGCUAUAAACACCCGAAUAGGAAAAAAACCAUAUGAAAGGUUUACACUCCUAGCAGUCGAAUUGGAACAGCAUACAAUAAAUCCCCCCAAGAAUGAGACAAAGCUCCGUGUUGAGGGUCAAGCAGUGAACAGACAGAGCUGUGGGUUUAUUGUUCUUAUAUACACAUUCUUACACAUUAGUAACACCCACAGGGUUUUGGAAAACAACCAAUAAACACGUACAAUACACUCAGACACUCCCACACAAAAUCCUCCCCUCUGCCUGUGAUACAAUUACGUUACACAAUGGGUAAUGUAAUUAUCACAGGCAGAGAAAUACAAUUUUUCCACAUUAUUCAUAAUUUUUAAAGUAUGCAUCACAUUCACACAAUACUUACAUUUUCAGAAUCAGCAUACUCCAAAUACAAACAUACGUCAAAAUCAUACAAAUUGGUCCAGUGGUUCAAAAGAUAGAUCGUAGUCCUUUGUGACCAAAUGAAGCAUGGUUUUUCUGCCUAAAACCAGUUCCACAGAGUCUUCUAUCCUGGAUAUAAUUGGGAAGUAAUCCAAUUAUCUCCAAGGACAGAGGCAAAACUCCAUUGAACAAAAGACAAUAAAAUACAUAAAAAUAUAUAACUGUGCAGCCAUUGCAUAAAACAGGUACAUUCAACAUAUCCCCAGAUAGCUCAGAUCUGAGCGCACAUUAUUACUGAAUGACGCUCAGAUCACACACAUACAGUUCAAUUGCCAUGGUGCCAAAGUCUUUCCCAUAGUCUUUCUGUAGCGGAGAGGUAGUAUAAUCCACAGUAUCUUCGCUGGGUAACAGGAACAGCAUAAAAUAAUCCAGAUAAAUAAAUACAGCAUACAAUAAUCCCGGUAGCGUUGUAAGAAUCCUUCCCUCCCAAGAACUAGACGACACAUAGGCUGGGAGUCAACUGAGGUUUUAUUCACAGGUCACAGUAUUUAUGCAAGUCCCCAUGCAAGGGGUUUCCCUACUGACAUUGCAGGGGUUAUACAGUAAGGGACUACAUGGGGGACUUAACAACCUGGACAUUUCUCCCAUCAUGCACUGCUGCACGAGAGGGACACUCCCACUAGAAUAUACCAUUAAGUGGAUUAUCCCUCCGUGCAGCAGAACCAAUAUUUCACAUUAAAAUCUAUAACUUUCACAUUAUUCACUCUAUUUAAACGAAUGGACGUUCGGUAGAUAGCUGGGGUCUGGGCGUACAGUUCGUGAGAAUACCGUUCAGAUCCCAGCAUAACUAACCGAACGCCGCGCGAAACACACAUUAUAUUCAAGUUACAUUCAAAGUACCGAUUGACAUUAGGGGAACAAACUACCGAAUGCCUGGGGCUCCUGAACAGCCUGGAAGUCCAGCGGUAUUCGUGCCGUCGAGUAGCCGAUUUUAGUUCCAGGCGCCUCGACGACCAAAUACCGCUGGGCUAACAAAGGAUCCAAGAUGGCCGACCGCCGCGUGGUUGGUAGCCGAACGACGGCCACCUAGGAAAGCACUUGCAAUCGGUUAAUGGGCGCCACACGACCUCCUGUGUGUGGUUGCCUAUUCGGUAGUUUAUUCGUUUCACGAACAGUGUUGAAUUUCACUGUUCGUGAAACUAUGGUAUGAAUGCUGGUGGCUUCCAUGCCGCCAGCAUUCGAAUGCUCUUGUUCGCCUGAAAUAGAGAUAUCUGAAUACACUUGGUUCUAACAACCUUAAAGCUAUAGAAACACAGUUAUACAAAUACAGUCUUAAGUGGCUAGUUUUGCCACACUUUCAUUAUACGAAUGGGCUCCAUGGCAUAGCUAUCUGGGGUAUCACCGCUCAAACAGGGCAAGCUCCGAAUGACCCGGCUUUCAUGUUUUUGCAGGGGAAAAUCAAGCGUUUCAACAUGGGGCCAUAAUCUAAAGGCAGCAGACGGGCAACCAGGCUCCUCCAAUGCAUGACACUAUAGUGGUCCUUUAAUGGUAGUGUUAACAUUUCAGUUAGUGCUGCCUCAGACAGUAAAUGAGAUUUACCCCCUUAAAGGACACUGCUUCUGUUUGCUUGUUUUGUACUUAAAGACACAAGGAAUUUGUAUGUAUUCAACAGUAAUGUUAAUAUAUUAGUUUUUAUAAAAACAUGUAAAAAUGACAAGUUCAAAUAGUAUAUUUAAUAUGUUAAAAAUACUAAAAUCAAUAGCAAUUACAUCCUAAAUACACUACGCAGCGCUUUACAAUGGGUGGACGAACAGACAUGUAAUUGUAACCAGACAAGUUGGACACACAGGAACAGAGGGGUUGAGGGCACUUCUCAAUGAGCUUACAUGCUAGAGGGAGUGGGGUAAAGUGACACAAAAAGGUAAGGAUAGUAUUAGACUAGUGACCGUUGCAGAAGAGGAAUCAGUCAGGAGCUAUUAACAGUUUAAUUUUUUAAGGAGUGGAGAUUGGGUGAGCAUCUAACGGAGGAGGGAAGCGAGUUCCACAGCAACGGUGCAGCCCUCGAGAAAUCUUGAAGGCGAGCAUCAGAGGUGGGAGUACAGACAAAAGUUAAACGUAAGUCUUCAGCAGAUCGUAAGGCCCUAGACGGGACAUACUUGUGUAGAAGGGAGGAUAAAUAGGUGAGAGCAGCAUUAUGUAGAGAUUUGAAAGCAAGAACCAGAAUUUAUUUUAAUUGAGCUCUAUAUUUUAUAGGAAGCCAAUGUAGGGACUGACAGAAAGGUGAGGCGUGGGAGGUGCAGGCGGACAGGAAGAUGAGCCUCGCCCCCGCAUUCAUUAUGGACUGUAAUGGCGCAAGUUGGGAGCACAUAAGACCACUGAGAAGCGGAUUACAGUAGUCAAGGCGAGAAAGGACAGUGGAAUGGACCAGCACCUUAGUCGCAUCUGGCAUUAAGUAUGGGCGGCUGCGUGCAAUGUUUUUGAGAUUGAAACAACAGGAUUUGGCGAUAGACUGAACAUGAGACUUGAAGGAGAGGUCGGAGUCAAAGAGAGCACCUAGGCAGCGAGCCUGCAUGUUGGAGCUGAUGGUAGCACCGUUGACUUGGAGAGAGACAGACACAGGAGUAACAACACUUGAGGGAGGAAAGACCAGGAUUUUGGUUUUGGUCAAGUUUAGUUUAAGGAAGUAGGCAGCCAUCCAGUUAGAAACAGCAGAGAGGCAGUCAGAGACAUUAGUCAAGAGGGACGGGGAGAGAUCAGGGGAGGACAGGUAGAUUUGCGUGUCAUCCGCAUAGAAAUGAUAUUGAAAGGAGCUAAUGAGUUUACCAAGGGAGGCAGUAUAGAUGGAGAACAGUAGGGGACCAAGGACUGAACCUCGGGGGACACCAACAGAGAGGAGUUGGGGAGAAGAAGCAGAGCCAGAGAAAGAAACACUGAAAGAGCACUGGGAGAGGUAGGAGGAGCACCAGGAGAGAGCAAUAUCUUGUAGACCGAUAUUGCAGAGUUUGAGAAGAAGUUGUUGAUGAUCAACAGUGUCAAAAGCCACAGACAGGUCAAGGAGAAUUAGGAUAGAGUAGUGACUACAAGAUUUUGCAGUGAGUAGGUCAUUGGAUACCUUGGUCAGUGCCGUUUCCACAGAGUGCUUAGCGCGGAAACCAGACUGAAGAGGGUCUAGCAGAGAGUUGGACUUGAGGAAGUCUGUCAAUCUCGCAUACACCAUUCUUUUAAGGAUCUUGGAUGCAAAAGGCAGUAGCGAGAUAGGACGGUAGUUGGAUGGGUAGUUAGGGUCAAGGUUGGGCUUCUUUAGAAUUGGGGUUACAGUUGCAUGUUUGAAGGGCGAUGGAAAUAUACCAGAGGAGAGAGAGAGUGAGAAUUUUAGUGAGAGGUGGAGAAAAAGAAGAGGACAGAGUACGGAUGAGAUGCGAGGGAAUUGGAUCUAGGGAGCAGGUGGUAGGGCGGGAGGACUGGAGCAGAGCAGAAACCUCUUCCAAUGUAGCGGGUGUGAAUGAACAUAGAACAGCAGAGGGAGUGAAGUUAGGGGAAGUAUUGUAAGGGGAAGACGAAAGAUAAGAGAUCUCUUCCCUGAUUGUAGAGAUCAUGUCAGUUAAGUGAGUUGCAAAAUCUGAGGCGGUCAAGUUAGUAGGUGGAGGAGGAACAGGGCGAAGAAGAGAGUUAAAUGUGUGAAAUAGUCGUUUGGGUUCACGGGAGAGUGUGGUUAUGAGGGUAUUGCAGUAAUUUACUUUUGCAGAGGAAAGAGCCAAGCUGUAUGAGCUCAGCAUAAAUUUAAAGUGGAGAAAGUCAGAUGCACAGUGGGACUUUCUCCAACAGCGUUCAGUGGUUCUGGAGCAUUUUUGGAGGUAUCGAGUGAGCUUGGUGUGCCAGGGUUGUUGUUGUUUAGGGCGCCUGUGACAUUUAAAUAUAGAAGGUGCCAUGAUGUCUAGUUUAGAGGAGAGGGUGGAAUUGUAGAAGGAGGUUGCAGAACUAGGACAGGUGAGGUUUGAGAUAGGUAAAAGGAGAGUUUGGAGAUUAGUGGAGAAAUGCUCUAGGUUUCUGUGAGAGUGAUGUUCAGAUGGUGGUGUCAAUUGGGUCUUAGGUAUGCCAAUGUCAAAAGUCAGCAGAUGGUGGUCAUAUUGAGGAAAAGGAAUAUUGGAGAAAUUAGAGGCAGUACAGAGUGAAGGCGAGAUCAUGAGUGUUUCCCGCUGUAUGGGUUGCUAAAUUGGACCAUUGCGUAAGGCCAAAGGAGGAGGUUACAGAGAUCAGACGAGAGGCAUCAGUGCAUUUGGGGUUGUUUAUUGGGAUAUUGAAAUCCACAAGUAUAAGGGAAAGAAGUGGGGAAGCCAGGAAGAAAAGUGCUCAAUGAAUAGUCUAGGAUAACCGGGGGUCAGUAGAUGAUAGCAAUUCUUAAAGGAGUGGGUUUAAAUAGGUUGACAGUGUGAACUUCAAAAGAAAAAAAGGAUAGGGCAGGGGGAGUUACGAUUGCUUGAAAGGUACAUUGAGGGGAGAGAAGGAUGCCUACGCCGCCUCCUUUGCAGUUGAGUCUGGAAGUGUGAGUGAAUUGUAGCCCACCAAAACAUAGAGGCAGGAGUAGCGCUAUCAGAGGGGGAAAGCCAGGUCUCUGUAAGUGCAAGCAGUGUGAGUGAGUUUGAGAUGAAAAAGUCGUGUGUAGUUGAUUUAAAAAAAAUAAAAAUAAUAUAAAUAUAUAUAUAUAUAUAUAUAUAUAUAUAUAUAUAUAUAAUAUAUAAUGUGUGUGUGUGUAUUAUCAUCACAUUGUUACACACAGAUCUGCACACCAGUCAAAUCACAAGACUUGCUUGGCUCUCUACAAGGUCAGCAAGACAAUAAGAGCCUUAAUCUAGAACUCGAUGGGCAAGUCAAAAGCAACUCUAGAAGCCAAUUCCAGGACAAUAACUCAAGUUAACAUUAAAUGUGGCAUAUACCAAGGAGAUCCUUGAUAUCCCCAAUGCUGUUCUGCAUAGGCUUCAACCCCCUUAGCCAGAUCAUCAAGAAGAGUGGAUACGGAUACAGGUUCAAGAGUGGAGCUACCAUCAGCCACCUACUCUACAUGGACGACAUCAAGCUGUAUGCCAAGAGUGAGCGAGACAUUGACUCACUGAUCCACCUAACUAGAGUAUACAGCAAGGACAUCGGAAUGUCGUUCGGACAAGAGAAAUGUGGACGGAUGAUAGCAAAAAGAGGGAAGAUGAUCAGGACAGAAGGAGUUUAAGUUCCAGUAGGCCAAAUAGAAGAUGUAGAUAACAGCUACAAGUACCUGGGUGUACCACAAACGCAUGGCAACCAUGAGGAAGAGGCAAGGAGGAUAGCAACAUCAAAGUACCUCCAGAGAGUCAGACCUGAAGUCCCAGCUCAAUGGCAAGAACAAGAUCCAAGCCAUCAACACAUAUGCCCUACCGGUCAUCAGAUACCCAGCUGGAAUAAUAACCUGGCCAAGAGAAGAACUUGUCACCAUGAUCCAAGGUGCAGACUGUGCAAAGAGGACUGAGAGACAGUCCAGCACCUAGUAGCCGGAUGCAAGAUGUUAGCAUGAACAGCAUACACGGAGAGACACAAGUUCCUGGGAUUGUGUACCGAAACAUCUGCACAGAAUAUGGAUUGGACCUGCCUAAGUCCAGAUGGGAGAUACCACAAAGGGUAGUUGAGAAUGACAGGGCUAAGAUCCUGUGGGACUUCAAGAUCCAGACAGACAAGCAAGUGCUGGCCAACCAACCAGACAUCAUGGUGGUAGACAAGUAACGAAAGACUGCAGUCGUGGUGGAUGUGGCAAUACCCAGUGAUUAUAACAUCAGGAAGAAGGAAUAUGAGAAGGUGGACAAAUACCAAGGACUGAAAGAAGAACUAGAAAGGAUGUGGAAAGUGAAGGCAGUAGUAGUCCCAGUUGUAAAAGGAGCAGUCAGGGCUGUGACUCCCAAGUUGGGGGAGGGGCUUCAACAGAUUCCAGGUGGGACAUCUGAGAUCGCUGUCCAGAAGAGUGCAGUUCUAGGAACAGCUAAGAUACUGCGCUGAACCCUCAAACUCCUGAUAGAGGACCCGAGAAUGAGGAAUAAACAUACCACCCAGGAGGGGUGAGAAAAUCAAUUAUAUAUAAAUUAUGUGGUUGUGUGUGUGUGUGUAUGUAUAUUAAGGCGUAGCCUGCAAUUGUGGGAGGGGUUACCCGACUAUAAAAACUCAGGCCCCCUCCAUGACAAAACCAUCACCACUGGGUUCAUUCAGAACCCUAGACUUCCAGUUCACUCACCUGAGGCUUCGCUCCCAUGCUGUCUCCAAGCAAGUCAAUUUUUCACGGCAAAAGGCUACCCUACCCACAACCGCAUUUACUUAAGCCCGAUCGGACUACUCACAUCGCGAAUCCCAGCCUCCGUGCAGUCCAUUCACCUUCUUACAGCUGCACUCCCCGCUCUACUCCCUGUUCUGGUCGGAGCCCGCCAGCAUCGGCUGAUCUCUUUCCUUACCACUGCUUCUGGGUUACAUCCUCCUGUUUGGUCCACGAACCGUGAGUUUUCCCGAAAGGGUUCAUACGUACGCUACGUUUGGCCGCCACCCGGCUCCCAUUCAUGCGAACAAACCCCUUUCGUGUCCUUGUUUGUAUCAGUCCAACCGUACGUUCUGUUCGAUGCCAUUUGUUCAUAUAAAACUAACCGAACGCGGUGCUCUAGUUGGUGUACUUGCGACUCCUAGCGACUAAACUUCAUUAUGACAGUCAAUGUCAUUUCUAUUUUAUGUACAAUUUCGUUCACAUGUAUUUACUUAUUCAAAUUAGACAAAUUAAGGAGGACUGCAUCCUAGGUUAAGUGUUUUUAAUAACAAUAUGUUUGAAUAAAAGUACAUAUUUCAUAUAUAGAUGUCAGGAUUGCUAAUGUCAUUUUAGACAAAUUUUAAUAACUGUUAAUUUAGCCUGUUGAUAUUUUCUCAUACUGUAUCAAGUGUGUAAUGAAAUAGGCUUUGCCACAGCACCUCUAUUUGUACUAGGGGCUGUCCAUAUCCUUUUGCUGCUUUAUUUUCCUGGGAUUGUAGCUGUUCGUUAUUUGUGGAAACAAGUAACAAGCUAUUAUUUUGUAUCAUUAGUCUGGUUGUUCGGUAGAACCCCUUUUCAGCUAUUCUCACCAUAGGGUUCGACAAACAAACUAAGUACUGAACAACCAGGCCACCCAUGAGAGGAGCGUGGCGCCAAUUGACCUCCCUAACCUGGUUCACACCCUCUCAAUUGAAAACACAUGAACCAACUGGGUGAUCCCCUGGGUGGCCGCCGUUCGUUAUGCGAACACGUGGUGGCGACCAUCUUAGAAUCCGAAUUACACCAGCGGUGUUUUGGUCGUCGAGUGUCUGGAACCCAAAUCGAACACUUAACUGCACGGACACCGCAGAGACUUCCAACCUUGUGUGAGUUUGUGUAAACUCAGGGGAACAGAGCGGCAUUCGGUUAAAGGAGUCACACGAACAAGAUGAGUUGAACGAACCAAGGCAUGAACCAUGUUCUUAUGCACUUUCAUGUUUUUCAGACACUCGAACGGAGACCGACCGCACAGCCCAAACAAAUGGAACUAUUUUCGGCUUACACCUCGUGUGCGGUUGGUAAAAUUAGACCUCCAUAAAACUGUCGAACCCCUGAACCGAUCUGGGUGAUUUUGCAGUAUGUUGCUCCCCCAGUCCGGGGCUAUCAGGGAUGUCUGAAUUGUGGGAGUAUGAUAUGUUUUUGGGGUACUUCUAGAAAUGUAUAAAAAUUAUGAUUUUUCUGUUUGGAGAUAAUUGAGUUGAUACAGUAAAUAACUCAAUUAUCUCCUAAGCAGAGGGGAGGGAUUGUGUAAACUGUAAUUCUGUUUAUUGGUUGUUUUCUGUUUUUACCUGUGCCCAACAAGGUCCACCUGGGUGGUAACCUUUUGGGCAAAACCUGCAUAAAAGACCAGUCUGGCCAUUAAAAGUUCUGUUCUGCUUCUAAUACUGAGUGUAGUCCAGUUAUUAGGAAGGGUGAUGGGAUAUUCGUGGGGUAUCUUAUGCUUAUGCCUGCCGCCUUGAAUUAUCCUGUUUGUUCCUGAGCAGCUGUUGAAGUAACCAGCGGAGAAGAAGCCUUGCUACCACUAGCUCUCCGCUACAAAGUGUCCACAUCUCAUGUUCACGGUUUAACAAUACUUUUAUACCAUUACUUGUUCCCCACGUUAGGUAUAUCUCAAAUCGUAUAUAUUCAUCACAAUCUCAUUUCGACUGCCUUCACUUCACAAAAAAAUAUCACUUAUUGACGGUUACUCUCCCCUUCACAGGGUAUGUAUGUUAUGUGUUAUUUAGUAUGAUCAUUAUUGUCCCUAUGGCUAUUUCCAUGAACGCACUCCUAGGGAUUUGUAGGCCCUAAGCUCGAUUUAUUGAUUUGUUAACAGUAACCUAAGUAGUUGGAAAACCUGAUGUAACCUUUUCUAGCACACUCAAGCAAAUCCUUGCAGUAUUUUGUAUUUCCACUGUGCAUGUUAUGCAUGCGUAAGAAUCACCACACAUUCUCUACAUAUCUCUACGGUAAGCUAGGUAUGUCUCCAUUUACAUCGUACUCCUUUUCCGUCAUAGGCUAGAGUAAAUUAACUGGCUAUUUAGUUACUUACAUUGUCCCUAGUUUACUGUAAUUAAUCUACUCCCGUAAGGCCAACACCCAUCCUCUCCGGAGGUGUAUGCUGCUUGGCACACCGCAUAGUUAGAACCUCACAUUAGCCGCUGUCGGCUACUAGUCAGGGCACCACCAAGUCACGCCUACGUAUAUUAUGUCUUGUUAAAAGUCACAGAGAGGCCAACACUCCGUUCAGUGGCUCCCGCCCACUCGGCCCCUCUUAUAGAUAGAGCCUCUCUCUCACCUCUUGGCACUAGUAGGGCCUGCAGUUUAGGUAAUUCUUCACCUAAACUGCAGUUAAAGCCAGUUGGCAUAGGUACUCCCUUAUCUCUAAAGUUCUCAUAGUUUAAUCAAGUUUACCUUCUUAGUAUGUCCCAAACCCCAGAAUAAGACAAGGAACUCGUUAAGCCUCAGACCCAAGCAAGCCUUCUACCCAGGCCAGUCCAAGCACCCCUACUAAAAACCUGGAAUCAUCCAACCCGUAUUCCUUACAUUCCUGGACAAUCCCUGAGUUACGAUGUAUGGGGGUCCCAUUCCCGGCUACAGCACACAAAGCUUAACUGUAUGGAUUGUUUGUCACCAAUACCUGUACCCCACCCCCCCCAGCCAGGAAUUAAUCUACAAACUGAGAAUUUUACGGGACAUACUAAGAAGGGUUUAAUGUCUUCCCUGCACGCUUUGAGAAAUUGGAAUAUCCUCAGCCAUCGACAUCCGACCCUCCCAGCCCAGCUCCCUCUCAUGGUAAUGACACCAUCGUUAACCCAACACUACACCUAGCACUUCUACUCACAUCAUCACGCCCUCCCACUUUGUGUCCUCAACCAUACGCAAAGACAUCCUGGAAGGCAAGGAUGUAAACCUAGUCUCCUUGCUCCUUGCUAAUUGCCUCUCAGGAUGUAGUUGAAAAUAAAGCAUACUGCUAUGGUGAUCUUACUGUCGUUUUAAAAGCCAGGGCGCAAAGGGCACUUUUACUAGAACUACAAUCCUUGAUAGGCACGCUGAACUUCGCUAUGAGAAUUAUACCACAGGGCGGGGCCUUUUUUUUUCAGUCUAAUAUGCCUUCUUUCUCUUCUUCUUACUGACAAAAGUACUGUCCCCUUAGACACACACGCAGACCUAUGCAUGUGGCUAUAUUUUAAAACUCUGUGGAAUGUGAAGGCGAUGUUUAUUCCCCCCAUCUCUGAAUCAUCCCCAGUCAUAUGGACCGAUGCUGCAGCCCACACAGGGUUCGCAGCUAUUUUUGGUUACUCCUGGUUCAGAGAUUCUUGGCCAGUCGAGACCCGUGGUCUACCCUCAUUCCAUACUACAUCAACCCUAUUUGAAAUCUACCUUAUCGUGGCAGCAUCCAAAGCCAAGGGGUAUCUGUGGCAAAGGAAAACCAUCAUGAGACUAACUGGACAAUUGACAUGGCUAGCGGCUAAACUACAGUUGCACAUCACAUGCGUACAUAUCCCAGGCCGCAUUAAUACAGCCGCUGAUGCGUUGUUUCGUUCUAAUAUGCAGGAUUUCGGCAGCCAACAACAGGCCAGUCAGCACUCCUUCAUACCAAGACUUAACCCUUGACUAAAUCACCGUAUGGCUCACCACAGAUACCUGGGCAGCUCUGCCCUCUCUUCCAAUACCACUCAAGCUUACAGUAGGGCUUUUCACUCUUUAUACUAAAUUCAGUUCAGACUUUCUGAUCAGCGACAUACUUUCCCUAGAUUCUAUAGUGGCAUUUAAUUCUUUUUGCCAUUUUAACCUAAAAUUUGUCACUAAACACCAUAAAACUCUCUACCUUACUGGAAUACAACAUCACAUCCUAAGUGCCUACCUCAGCACAAAUCCUUUCAUGUCUACCUAUCCCGUCAAGAAUAUGCUGAAAGCAUACAACGUUUAGACAAACCCACUUCUACAACUAGACAACCUAUUGACGGGCCUAAAUUUCGUACCCUUUGAGAAAUACUAAACAUCAAUCCAUCUGAAACCAGCACUAAUCUAAUCAUUAAAACACAGCCUACCUUGCCUUAAUUAAUUACCGAUAUCAUCACACCCAACAGUCAACGCCUAAAAAUUAUGAGCCUACAUAGAGGCACUGAUCAUUAUGUACUCACCAUGGCUCACACCAAGACAAACCAGUUAGACACCUACUAAAGUAUGCUAUUAUCCCACCGAUAAUCACUGGUGUCCAGUUAAAUUACUUGACACAUAUUGUGCAACACUAUCCGGUAUAAACCCAAAUACACUAUUACUCCUUUUACAUGGCAAACCUCUAACCACAUUAAAUUUAUUUUAUAUAUUAGAACUCUCUUCAUUAGACUCUGUCUUGACACCUCUACUCUUUCUGGUCACUCCUUCAGAAUUGAAGCCCCUUCCGCGGCUCAUAUAAUUAAAAGAUUAGGGCGCUGGAAGUCAUCAGCAUAUUCCAAAUAUAUACCACAUCCAGAACAGAAAUUGAGACAAGCAUUAAAAAUUUUAGCUUUGUAACGUGUGUAAUAAAGAUUAUUUGUAUACAUCAACUUUUUGCCCUCUUUUAUUACAGGCCUACCCCAUAUGUCGGCUCUGGCACAAUUUAGAAUAAAGGGUCUACUCACAGGACUUGAUAAAUUCACUCGUGGUUUAAUGAAAAAAAAAAGAUUACAUCUGCAACUGACAUUUUGACCCUAAACUGGUCUUUUUCAAGAUAACAUUUUGUAAUGUCUCACACUUUUUAAGAGUUUAAGUUAGGUUUCAUAUAUAAAUAUUUGUUGUGAAAUGUAAGCCCUAUUCAUCCUGAACAACAUGAUCUGUAAUAAGUGUUGGUACACUUAAUAUGAAAGAUGUAAAAAUUGGUUUAGAACUGGUACAAUUGGCUCUGUUCUUAAAGGGAAACUAUAGGCUAGAAGUACAAACUUGUAUUCCUAGCACUAUAGCUUGCUAUAGUGCCCCCCAUGCCAUGCUUUCCUGUGGGGUAGCCUAACAGCCCGGAAGUCCCUCUAGUGGCUGUCUGAUAGACAGCUACUAGAGGUGGAGUUUACCUUGGAUGGUAAUUAUUGCAGUUUCUCAAUGCCGUAACUGCAAUAAUUACUAUUGCUGGGUUUAGGGACUGGGACAAUGCACCCAGACCACUUCAAUGAACUGAAGUGUUCUGAAUGCCUAUGGUGUCCCGUUAAGGGGGUCAAACACCAAUUCCAGUAUGUAAACAUUAUUAUUAUUAUUAUUUAUAUAACGUCAACAGAUUCCAUAUUGCAUUACAAUAUUAUAAGAGGGGGGAUUUUACUAUAAAUAGGACAAUUAUAAGAAAACUUAAAGGUCAGAUAGAUAGUUGGGGACCCUGCUCAAACAAGCUUACAGUCUAUAGGAGAUGGGGUGUAAAACACAAUAGGACCGGAAAUGGCAAUCAAAUAAGGUGGGAGUGAAGCAGAGCUCGAGGAGAGAUUAGAGUGCUGCCCUUUAGAGGAGCGCAAGGUAUGUAAGGUAGAGGUUACUCUGGGAGGCCAUAAACUCUCCUAAAGAGAUGGGUUUUAAGGCACUUCUUAAACUAUUAAUGACAUGGGGAGAUUCUGAUGGCGGAAGGCAAGCUAUUCCAUAGGAGUGGAGCCGCCCCCGAGAAGUGCUGCAAGCAUGAGUUUGCUGUACGCAUGCGAGCAGCGGACAGGAGAAGGUCACGGGCAGAGCGGAGAGACCGAGAAGGGGCAUACCUAAGUAUCUGUGAAGAGAUAUAAGAGGGGCUAGAAUUGGUCAAUUCUUUUUUAGGUAUGGGUUAGCACUUUGAAUGGACUCCUAUAGGAUACAGGAAGCCAAUGUAAUGACCGACAGAUUGGUGAGGUGUGAGAGGACCGACUAGAGAGGAAAAUCAGUCUGAUGGCAGCAUUCAUUACAGACUGUAACGGGGCAACACGGUUUUUGGGAAGACCAAUUAGGAGAGUGUUACAAUAAUCCAUGCAGGAAAUUGCUAGAGCAUGGACAAGCCCCUUGGUAGCAUCUUGCAUAAGAAAGGGGCGGAUGCUGGCUAUGAUUUUAAGAUGGGAUCUACAGGACUUGGUAACAUGCUGGAUGUGAGGCUCAAAGGUCUAGCUAGAAUCAAAUAUGACGCCAAGACGGCGUGCUUGCAAGGAUGGACUGAUGUGGAUACCACUAAUUUGAAGGGAGAGCGAGAGGAGGAUCAGUAUUAGGAGGAGGAAAGUCAAGGAGCUCAGUUUUAGAGAGAUUUAGUUUCAGAAGGUGGGAGGACAACCAGUCAAAGAUGGAAGAAAGGCAAGCAGUGACACGUUGCAGGACGGCAGGGGAGAGGUCCGGGGAGGAGAGAUAUAUCUGUGUGUCACCAGCUUACAGGUGGUAGUGGAAUCCAAAUGAGGUCACAUGUUUGCCAAGAGAUGCAGUAUAAAGAGAAAAUAGAAGGGGACCAAGGACAGAGCCUUGGGGGACUCCAACUGAGACAGGACGAAGGGAGGCUGUAUCAUUAGAAAAGGAGACACUGAAUGAGAGGCUUCCUAUCUGAGAGGCAAGCAAGACAUAUGGCAGAUGUCAGCUCAGACUUCCUACAGAAUAGCUCUGCUGGAGUCCAAGCUUCAAAGAGGAACUGGGGUUGUAAGCUAGGACAUUCCAUGCAAUCAAUUAACCCCUUUUGAAAUUGGAAAUGUACUUUUAGGAUGUUGUAAGAAUGUAUGUUUUCUAAAGAGAUAAUGUAAUUUAGAUGUGUACUUUGCAGCAGUCUCCAGAAUGCCCCGGAAUGUGAUUUAGGAAACCCCUUGCAUGGGGAGUUACAUCAAAGGCUGUGUGUGGCUUUCAAUAAAGCAGUUCAUCCACAGCAUAGAGCCUCAUCUCAUGUGUGUGGGAGAAAGCUAUACCAGCUAUAAUUACUUGCUAUACUGCUCUUUGGAUUGCUAUACAGCUAUACUCUGUUGGAGGAGAGGUCUUCACACUGGGAGCUGGAGGUGUUGGUCCAGGAUGGAAAGGGACGGUGAGACCCCGGCCAAGCUGCAUCGGCUAAGGGGUCUACGGUGCUUAUGGGGUCCGGUGCGGUGCUUAUGGUACUCAGUGAUACUGGUAAUUGGUGGAGGUAUCCAGUCGGGGUGGCAGGCGGUCCGCCACAUUACCAAUCACAAACCAAGCUGGCAUGCCAUAUUAAAAAAUAAUUUAGAUUUUAAAAAAUACAUAUUUUACAAAAUGUGCGUAUACUAUGUCACUUGAGAAUCCUCUAAAUAUAGCAACAAGGACAGAAAAUCCAAUAAACAAAAUUAAAAUAUUAGUAUUAAUACUGCUUCAUUUUAAGACCCACACACACGAUUAAAUAAUAAAAUAAAACAAAUCACAACUAAUCUUAAAAUCUAUUUAGUCUCCGCAGCCAAUAAUAACUUAACCCUGCUAGCAUGAUAACCAGUGGAGCCACCAAUAUAUUUAUAACUAGGUAUUUGUUCAACUUAUUUAUGGCGGGGAUAUCUAAAUGAGAAGGCCAGGUUUGUGGUUCAAGAACUUUAAAAUAUUUAUAUCCAGAAUUCUAGUCUUCAAAUAUGCUUUAAGCUCCACUGAAGGUGAAUAUUUUUUUUUUUUUUUUUAAAGUAUGGGAAGUAUAUGAAAUCCCUAUAUUUAAUAAUCAAAAUUAAUAAGUUGAAAUCAUCCAUAUCACUAUCCCAAAUAAUGAGGAUAUCAUCAAUAAAACAGCGGUAAAUGACCAGCCAGUCCCGCCAAACGUUAUUCUCUCUUCUACUUCCAAUAACCCAUGACUAAAUGAGUGAAGUUGAGAGUAAAGCUGUCUCCCAUCGCAUUACCAUUAAUUCUAAAAUAACAUUUAUUUUAUAAUUAUGCAAUAUUAUAAAUCUUAAAAACUCCACAAUGGAGCUAGCUUGAUCCCAAGGUAGAAGGGAUACUUAAAUAAUGUUCUGUUGUUUUUAUACCAAAAUGAUGUGCCAAGUUCAUAUAUUGGGAACAUGCAUCAAUGUUUGCUUAAUAAGUAUGUAGGGUUUAGAAAAAUGCUCCUCUCUGCCUCAUUCGAUAUUUUCUUUUGCUUUAAGCUGAAGGAAGCUAGUUGAAUUGUUAGUGUAGGACCCACCUAAGAGCUUUGCCCUUGAUGUGGCAGGUGGGCUUACAAUCUAAUGGUCACUGGAGUGAAACGAAAAAAUUCCAUUUAUAUAAAUAUGCACAGGGAUUUGGGAUAGUGAGUAGUAACUUUUUUUCUAUGGUUUUAUUAAAUGAUUAUGUAGACAUAAGAAUCUUUCCAUUCUAUACUGGAUGAAAACUGUAACAAGUGACCUGUAGGGAGAUGUAAGUUGAGUAAAUCAGUGCAUCAGCUAGACUUAUAGAGUUGGAGAUUAUAACAUGUGGGAAAAUCUCGAUAGAACAGCUGCUGAUCCCAAUUAACUAAGUCAUUCACAUACCUCCUUUCUCUCACAGAAUGGCAUAGACAGAUACUCUACAUGCAGAAAUUAAACUAGUAAACAUAGUUUACAGGUAAUUAUGCUCCACAGGUGCUUAUACUAAGUCUAACUAAAAUGUGUCUAGAACUGCAUUACUAUAAGGCAUGCAAAUUGUGUCAGGAAGGGUAGGUAUUAAUAGAACACAGAAUGUGUUCUGAUCAAGCUGUGUAGGUAUUCCACCUGAUCCGGCGCCAUCUUCAGUGGCGCUUGGUAACACAGUCCAGUACUUACGUUGUGGGUAACCAAGCUAGCCCCUCCAGUUAAUUUGCUGGGCAGUCAUCUGAUUCCCCUAUGGGGGUCACUUGUUAGGUGUGGGCUCAGUACACUUUGGGGAGCAGUGUAGCGUUGUGAAGGCGAGGUGCCUCUCCAGCACUGGGGUUUUGGGAGAGCCCUUUUGCCACAAACCUGGAAUCCUUUGGGGUCCAGGGUCUUUCCCUUCAGGAUAGUAUGGUGGGUGCUGCUGUUCUCUCACAGAGUCUGACCCUUCUCCCUCCUUCCCCUUUCAGGUAUUGAGUUUCCUUAGACUUCAACAAGGAGUUGAUAAGGUGAUAGACAAUUUCCCCACCUUCCGUAUAAUGCUCGAGCAAACUGGUGGAUCACGGUGGCUGUCCUUUCACUCAUGCAGUUUAUCUAUCCACUGCCACUUUCUCAGAUUUUAUACAGUUAAUUAUAGUAUCUAGAUCAUUUUGAGGGUUCAAACUCUUUGAACCCCAGUUGUCCCUUAUAUUUCAUUAAGGACUAAUCAAUGCUGAUAUUUUUGGGAGGAAUAUAAAGUUUUGCAAACUUGGAGUGGAUUUUUUGUUAUUGUUUGGGGGGAAAAAAUGGGGCUACUGCAAAUAGGAUUUUUUUUUUACCAAUAUUACCAAAUAUCUGGCUUCUUAAUAAUUCCCAUUAGAAUUGUGAGUGACCAAAAUUGUUUUAGUUCAGGAACACUGGUGGGACACCAUGUCUCUUUUCUGGCUAUAAACGACACCAGGUAGGAUAUUGCUUGACAUAAAUAUUUGUCUGGGUGACAAUCUCCUAAAGCAUCAUCUCACAGGAACACCUGCAUAAACUCCAGUGACCUAUAAAUGGACAUGUACGCCUGUAUGCCAUAUGUUGCUGUGAAAGGAGGAAUUUCUAGGAUAAGGUUUUUAGGGGAGACCCAGUUAUUUACAUUAAGGGUAGUGCUGGGGAAUCUGUGCUUUCUGCUGUGAGACCUACAGCAUUAGGUGAAUAAUCAUAUUCAUAUGAGGCGCUAUCUGUAGUCUUUGAGUCAAGCGUCAGAAUUCUGUAAGCCUCCUCAGCACUGAAUUUCCUAAACAUUUUGAAGUUUUUUUUUUUAUAAGAACUUUAAAAAGUAAAAAUGUGUUUAUAAUGAUGCAUAUUAAACUCUAAAUCACUAACUAAUGCCUCAAUUUAAUGUUUUUUGCAUACGCUUUUUAAAUACUAAAAACAAAAAACAUAAAUAGAUGGCCAGGUAGGUCCACUGCGCUGAUCACAUAUAGUCAGUGGUAUAAAGUACUCCUGAUAGUCCGGCUGAGUAUCACUGUUACUUUCCACCUUCCUCUGCUAUUUUCGGACCAUCCAUGUCAAAAACUCGGUGCCCUCUGGAACACUCAGAAGCCCUCCUCGAAUCGAUCCAAUCAGCAGUUGAAGAUUAUAAAUAGCCAGUAAUUAUUGCAGUUGAAUAUAGUAAAUGAUUAUAGCUUUACCCCCAUCAAAAGCGUAACUAAUUUUAUAGCGGGAGGGCUAUUUAUAUCAGACAAGGGGUCAUUUGCAUCCAAUAGUACAAUAAACCAGUAAAUACAGUUCCUCAUCAAGUCCUGCUUGCAUUCCUGCCGUAACAGCCUCAUCUUCUCCAAACAAACAAUCUAGUCAGAUGUCCUAGCACCAAUGCCUUUUUUGCCCCCUCUGGUGAUAGUUCAAAAUCGUGGUAAAACAGCCUUGAUCUCCUCACCCUGACCAGUUACUUCCAAACCCAGGGUGUCCAAAGAUAAAAAACAUACAAACAUUAUUUUUUUCUAUUAAAAGUGACAUUUUAAUAUAAUUAAAACAAGAUGAAAUACACAGACUUUAUAACAACAAAAAAAUGACUACCCUGUAAAACUCCCACCCAAACAAUAGGAAUUCCUGCCCUGCAACCCUGGGUCCAUGACAAAUUGCUCACAUCACUGGAAUUCAAAGUAUUAAAUAAAUUGACUAUAUUGUUUAUUAGGACCUCUAGACUUCUUGUUAGGAUAUUAAAUAAGAAAAUGUUCUAAUUUUGAGUAUGUUCUUUCCAAUAGAUGGUUCCACAAACAGAAAUGAAAGCAGUGAAUUGUACACUUCAGUUUGUUCUCCGGAUUGUAUAACCGAAGAUAAUAAAAUCACAUUUAAUAAAAAAAUAAACUGUGUGGCAGUCCGUACAAACAGUGAAUCUUUGUGUCAGGAAACCACAGAAUCUGAAGAAGAAAAUCUCAGAGACAUUAAUAUGUCCAUAGAACAUAGAAAGACAGAAUAUCCAUCUACUCAUGUUAAGGAGGAAUCAGACUCAUGUGAAGAAGACACAGACAUUUUUAUACCUACAGAAGACCUACAGGUAGAACAUCCAUCUGCUCUUAAGGAGGAAACAAACUCGUAUGAGGGAGAAGAUCUUGCACACACUUAUACACCCACAGAAGAUACAAAGAUAGAAUAUUCAUAUGCUCAUAUUAAGGAGGAGUCAGAUUCUUGUGAGGACAGCAGUCUCCCAGCCAUAGACAUUUAUACACAUACAGAAGAUAAUCAGAUAGCAUACCCAUCAACUUAUAUGAAGGAAGAAUCAAAUUCUUGGGAAGAAAACAAUUGUGUUGAAACUUCCAUUUUUACAACCAAGAUGGACUAUAGAUCAAAGUGUGAAUCGGCAUCAAAUGAAAAACAAAUUCUCAUGAGCACUGAUAUUUAUACACGCACAGACCAUACACAGACAGAAUAUCCACCUGACCAUAUUAAGGAAGAAUCAGCCUCAUGUGAAUCCAAUGCUCUCACCAGCACCGAGGCUUAUACAUCCACAGGAGAACAGAUGGACUAUACAUCAAAUUUUGAUUUGGUAUCACACAAACAAGGAAAUCUCAGAGACACUGACAUUUAUACACCCAUAGAACAUACACAGACAGAGUAUCCAUCUACUCAUAUUAAGGAGGAAAUGGCCUCAUAUGAAGAUGGAAAUCUCACCAUCUUAAACUUUCUUUCUCCUAUGUGUCAUACUGGAAUGCAAUACAAUGGGAAUAGUAUCUGCAUUGAUGGUGCUAAGGUUUCAUCUACCAAUUUCGAGCUUCCUAAACAUCAGAGUGUCAAUAAAGGAAAUAAAUUGACCAGUGCAGUUGAUAUUGUACGUGAGUAUUUUAAGCAGAAACCACAUUUUAUAAGACAUAUGGGAACUCCCAAUGGAGAGAAGACAAUUUCUUGUUCUGAAUGUGGGAAAUGCUUUGCGCAGUCAGCACAUGUUAAAAGACAUAUGAGGAUUCACACAGGAGAGAGACCAUUUUCAUGUUCAGAAUGUGGGAAAUGUUUCACUCAAAUGACAAAUCUUAAGUCACAUCAGAGGAUUCACACAGGAGAGAAACCGUAUUCUUGUUCUGAAUGUGGGAAAUGUUUCACUUAUAUGUCGCAUCUUAAGAUACAUCAGAGAAUUCACACAGGAGAGAAACCAUUUUCUUGUUCAGAAUGUGGGAAAUGCUUUGAUUACAUGUCAGAUCUUAAGGCACAUCAAAGGAUUCAUACAGGAGAGAAACCAUUUUCUUGUUCAGAAUGUGGAAAAUGUUUCACUGACCUUUCUAAUCUUAGGAAUCAUCAAAAGAUUCACACAGGAGAGAAAUUAUUUUCAUGUUCUGCAUGCCGUAAGUGCUUCACUCUCAUGUCCAAUCUUAAGAUACAUCAGAGGACUCACACAGGAGAGAAACCAUUUUCUUGUUCUGCAUGUGGGAAAUGCUUCACUCAAAUGUCACAUCUUAAGAUACACGAGAGGACGCAUACAGGAGAGAAACCAUUUUCUUGUUCUGAAUGUGGGAAAUGUUUCACUCAAAUGUCACAUCUUAAGAUACAUCAGAGGAUUCACACAGGAGAGAAACCAUAUUCAUGUUCAGAAUGUGGGAAAUGCUUUUCUGAUCGUUCAGCGCUUAAGACUCAUAAGAGGAUUCACACAGGAGAGAAACCAUUUUCAUGUUCAGAAUGUGGAAAAUGCUUUCCUCACCAUUCAGCUCUUAAGACUCAUCAGAGGAUUCACACAAGAGAUAAAACACUUUUAUUACUCUGAAUAUGAGAAAUAUUCCAGUUAAAGUUCAGGUCUUUGUUCACAUGAGCGGAUUCAUACAAAAAUUCAUUAUUUUACUAAGAACAUAGAAAAAUAUUUUUUGUAAACAGAAGGCUUUUUGCUCGUCAGAUGAUUCCCGCAGGAUAGCAGUAUUUCAGUGACUAAGUGAGAUACCAAGUUGAAUUCAAAAUUAAUUUUAAAAUUUGAAAGUCAAAAUGCCUAAACUGGAAAAAAUCUCUCAAGCUAACUAUGAUUUUACUACUCUGGCAUAAAAUUUUAAAUUAAUUUUGGUUUAUCCCAUUAGUAAACAACCCUUUUUGCAUUCUAAUUAUUGUACAAAACCAAAGUGAAAAGGAAUGUAUUACCAACAUCUUAACCAAUUCAAACUAGAUAUCUCUGCAUAUGGAUAGUUACUUCUUAUGAUUUCUCAAAAAAUUUCUUUCUUAUAGGAACAAACCUUUAUUUAUAGCACUGAAGUAUUAUCUGGUCUCUACAUUUCUGUCCCAAUCCCCAAAACUCGUAAAAAAAAAAGAGGUUCAUUUUGGCCAAUCCACUAGCUUUCACAGAGAAACAUUAGGAGGUUGGGUGCAUGUUCUGCAAUUGUCUCAUUGUGUCUGGAAUGAUUCUUCUUCGAGUGAGCCUUAGGUGAGGAAAAACACCCUCCUGGCUGUCUGACAGCUUUAGAUAAGUGCAAAUUUCUUUAUAUAUUAUAUAUAUUUACACAAACAAUACUCUACACAAAAAAAGGAUAAAACUAAACUUGCUAUAUAUAUAUAUCUUGGUCAAUGUCUAAGUUAGGACUGAAACGUUGACGUUUACAUUGUACUUAUGCACUAAUCUGAUUCAAUAAAGUUUUCUUUUUAUUGGAUAUCUCUCUCUCUCUCUUAUAUAUAACAAAAAACACGGUCCUGCACUAAUUUAUCAGUUUUGCUUGCCAAGGUGCCCCUCCAGCCUUUUAAACAAUGUUUGCAAACUUUAUUCACCAAUAUUCAGUAACUUUACAGUAUCACCA